This is a messenger RNA of Coregonus sp. 'balchen', 60605 nucleotides long. NCBI's taxonomy places the organism in Eukaryota, Metazoa, Chordata, Actinopteri, Salmoniformes, Salmonidae. The record is from the annotation of a GenBank genome assembly.
AUGAGGAACGAGGCCAGAUUGAAACUGUUCACCUUGGACCCGGACACACAGGUUAGUAACUAUCGAGUUUUCAGAAAGACAUUUGACAAUCCCCCAGCUCCAAAUUAUAUGAUUAAAAUAAACCUAACCGCUCUUUUUGUCUCUUUAGAAACUUGACUUUUCAGGAAUUGAGCCGGAUAUAAAGCAAUAUGAAGAAAAGUUUGGCAAGCGCAUUUUGGUCAAUUGCAAUGACCUGGCCUUCAACCUGCAAAGCUGUGUAGCGGACAACGAGGAGGGACCAACAACAAAUGUAAGCCAGAUCUCCUUCCCCUUGUUCUCCAUGAGUCAGUGCUCAAUGUGUACAGUCAUACUAUUGUUUUAUAACAAGUAUCUGCUCUGGAGAAUGGGUGAGAGAGAAAGAGAGGGGUGGAGGGAUCUCUGGUGUACGUCAUCUCUGCUGUUUGUCUUUGUCGUGUGGGGGCUCUGGUGUUAGCAACCAGCCGAGAGCCACAGUAAUGGCGGAAGGCACUGUCUAAUGGAGGGCAGGCACAGCAGCCUGUCCAUUACCGAGAGAACACGUCAAUCUGUUCAGUUAUACAGACCUAACAGAGAUACACUGAAAGGCACUCGGUCAGUCCCUUGUCCAACUCAUGAACCUUCUGAGUCACUGUGACAUCACAGUGUUCACUACACCAACUGGACACGUUUCCUGUUGCUUCGUUUCCAGGUGGAGCCAUUCUAUGUGACCCUGUCGCUGUUAGACAUCCAGAACAGUAGGAAGAUCUCGUCUGACUUCCAUGUGGACCUGAACCACCCGUCCGUCAGACAGCUGGUGGCCGACCCCAGCAGCCAGUACAUGAACGGUGGUGGGGAUGCCUUGCUGGGGGCGCAGAGGGGGAUCCACGGCCUGCCUGAGAGUGCCAUGCAGUACCCCAGACAGGUGAAGAGAUGAUAUUAAUCUCUAUAGAAUAUUUUGAGAUAUUUAUCUCUUUCAAUAUGACAAUGUGAUUGAUAUACUUUAAUUUAGCUACCUGUACAGAUUACAGUCUGCAUAUUAAAUGUUUUUAAUGGUGUGGGGAUGUUUUUGUCUGACCGCCAUGUACUGCCAAUAAACCGAAUAACCUUUUUAAAAAAUUGGAUGGACAAUAAAGGUUGUCAAGUUUCACUUAUACUCUGUUCACUCACUGGGAUUUGUCUCGCCACAGGGAGUGUUCUCUGUAACGUGUCCACACCCAGAUAUCUUCCUGGUAGCUCGCAUCGAGAAGGUCCUCCAGGGAGGAAUCACACACUGUGCUGAGCCCUACAUGAAGAGCUCAGACUCCACCAAGGUACGCUCUGUACCAGGCCUCGGCAUCAGAAAACACAACAAUCAAUUAGAUUAUUAUCCCACAUGAUAAAUUAUAAAUCGUCCACAUCAUAAGUGCUCUCUGGUUACAACAACACUCCACGAGCAUUGGUUUUACAAAUCUGGUUCUGUUCUGUUACACGGAGCAAUAAUGGGAUUCAAGAGAGGAGAUCUGAAAUGCAUUAGGGACGAUUUUCAGGGUGUGUGUUUGUGUUAGUGUGUGUGUGUGUGUGUGUGUGUGUGUGUUUGUAGCUUGGCAGGCCUCAGAGCUAACUCAAUAGGAUAUAGUGGAUCCUGGAGUGCUGACCAUCACCCCUGUCUGUAUUGUCAGACCAGAAUGGACCACUCAUACUCUGUUCCUUUCUCCCACCAGGUGGCACAGAAGGUCCUGAAAAAUGCCAAAUUGGCUUGCAGCCGGUUGGGCCAGUACAGGAUGCCUUUUGCAUGGGCUGCCAGGUACUUGACGGUUACUAACCUGAACUGAAGUGAGGUUUAUAGUAAGAGGUUAUUGAAAGAUGCUUUACCAUUUGGAAUAUAUUUUCAUUAUUAGAGGAACUUGAUAGUAGGUCUGCUUAAUAUGGCAUCACUUUGAGUACAACAUAUCUAAAUGAAAUACAUUUGUAAAAUGUGAUAAAGCCAUCAAGUUUAUUUCCAGGCAAAAUAAAGGUAGUGAAUUUCCGUUUUUGACACUGGUAAAUAGGGCUGUUGUGGUGACCAUAUUACCGCCACACCGGCAGUCAUGAGUCAUGACCGCAGUAAAAUUCCACAUGACCGUUGAGUCACGGUAAUGUCCUCUUAUGCACUCUGGACAAGCGUUGGUAGUACCCAACUGGCUAACGACCAUCAGGUCCUAAUGGGCUGGUACUCAGGGCUCUAUUGUCCCUCUAACCAUCAGGUCCUAAUGGCCUGGUACUCAGGGCUCUAUUGUCCCUCUAACCAUCAGGUCCUAAUGGCCUGGUACUCAGGGCUCUAUUGUCCCUCUAACCAUCAGGUCCUAAUGGCCUGGUACUCAGGGCUCUAUUGUCCCUCUAACCAAUCUGACAUCAAUGCAAAUACAAUUGAAAAUCACAUCAAACACUUAUCAUCAAAAACAGUAUCGUGCUUUUAAAACUCACUUGGUUUUAUAAAUUAAUAGAAAGAAAAUCAACAGCAGGUUGAAACUGAGUGGAAAACACGGUCAUUGUGGAUGUUGUUUCAAAGCCUAAUAAGGAAACGGACAGCGCUUUCUGAGGUGAUGAUUAAUUAAAAAACAUGCAUAUGCAUAUUAGAGUUUAUGCAUAUGCAUAGACCUAUAUAUGAGCCUGAGCCCCCCCCCCCCCCAAAAAAAAACGGUAUUAAAAUAAUGAUUGUGCCGUUAUACAGUAUAUAGCCUACCGAUAACACGCAUGGCAGAAAAACAUUUAAAAAACUGAUUUAAGAUGUCUUUGGUACAUAAUUGGUCUAGCCUAUACUCCAAAAUUAAACAAAUUCUAGUAAUCUCCUUUGAGUGUGGACUGUAUUAAUAUUCAUACUGGAUGGACUGGUUACCUUAUGCUACGCUCCAAAUGUUCUAUCCACGAGUCUGGGAGAGAACGUAUAGGCCUAGGCGAUGCUGUUGGUUCAUUGAUUGUGCAGGGCGGCUAAGCCUACAAUUAUACUGAAUUUGUAUUUGAUUUUGAAUAGUCUAGGAAUAGGGCAUUAUUUUACAUUUUCAUAAUUAAUAGGCUGACACAUUACCUUUAGCUACAGAAUAUCUCACCACCUUGCAUUUUCAGUUUAAUUAAAUAUGUUUUGUUGUGAAAACAUGUUACUAUCACUGUUCCCGAUCAGAUUUCACUAGGUUUCCCAAAUUAAGCACUGGGUAAACGCAGGAACAUGGUUGGAGAGCCCAUGGCAUACAGAGUUUUGGCAGAAUAUCUUCACAUUGCCAAGACCUCAUCAUCCCUCAAUAACUUCAAGCGAAGAGUGGGGGUCAGCCUAAUGAACCAAACUACAGAGUUAGCCUACAAUUAUAGUUAUUUUGUAUUUGUCACGAAUUCCGCCGAGACUGCUCCUCCUCCUUGUUCGGGCAGGCUUCGGCGUUCGUCGUCCCCGGAGUACUAGCUGCUACCGCUUGAUGUUCUCUAUGUUUGUUUGGUUUUGUCUUGUUGGUGCACCUGUUUCGUCUUAUGUAUUGAUUAUGUCACCUAUAAGUUUCCUUUGGUUUUGUUUGCAGUUGUGUGUUGUUGUCCGCCUGUCCGUUGGUGUAUCUUUAUUGUGCUCUAGUAGUUAGUGUUUUUACGCACUGUUUGCGUAAUCGCUCGCCUCCUGUGUUUGAGGCCCGUUAUUUUUGUUAUUGUCUUUGUAACAAUUAAAGUUGUUUCGACUAAGCUUCUGUGUCCUGCGCCUGACUCCAACACCGCAUCCACAUCAGCUUGUGACAGAACAACACACCAUACUAUGGAGUCAGCAGGAGCAGCGGCGGCGACCGAGUCGCUGGAGGAUCGGGUCAGCUGCCAGGACGCCAGGAUCCAGCAACUCGGCUCCGCCAUGCAGGAGGUGAUGAACACCCUGCGCCGAUGGGAAAGGGGAGGCGUGCCCACACCUCCUCCUACAUUACCACCACCAUCGGCCAGCCCCACCAGACCAGCUCCGGAAUCCAGUGGGAUUCGGCUCUCGCUCCCGAGGGCGUAUGAUGGCACCGCAGCCGGGUGUCAGGGGUUCCUCCUUCAGGUGGAACUCUACCUGGCCACCAUACAUCCGGCGCCCUCGGGAUACGAGAGCGUUUCCGCCCUCAUCUCCUGUCUCUCCGGCAAGGCGUUGGAGUGGGCCAACGCCGAAUGGAGGGGAAUAGACGCCGCCACCAUCAGCUACGCAGAGUUCUCCCGCCACUUCAGGGCUGUAUUCGAUCACCCUCCUGAGGGUAAAGCGGCGGGGGAGCGUCUGUUCCACCUCCGACAGGGGAAGAGGAGCGCACAGGAGUUCGCCCUGGAUUUCCGGACUCUAGCGGCGGAUGCGGGGUGGAAUGAGAGGGCCCUCAUCGACCACUAUCGGUGUAGCCUGCGUGAGGACGUUCGUCGAGAGCUGGCCUGCAGGGACACCAAUCUGUCCUUCGACCAGCUGGUGGACAUGUCCAUCCGUCUGGAUACCCUGCUGGCCACCCGCGGACGUCCCGAGUUGGGGCCGUCCAUUCCAUCCCCCAGCACCUCCGAGCCGAGCCCUAUGGAGCUCGGGGGUGCUGGCGCUAGAGAGAGAAGGAGAGAGAACCCGAGGGGGGCCGUCCCCUGCACCAACUGUGGCCGUGGAGGACACACUGCGGCUAGGUGCUGGGGAGGGUCUCCAGGGAAUCGGGGAAAGAGGUCGCGCACUGGGGAGUCAUUUCAGGUGAGUAGGCGCCCCACUCACCCAGAGAUCUCUGUUGUUCACUUGUGUAUACCUGUGGUAUUUCCUCAGGUUGCAUCUCAUUCUCAGCAUAAGGCGCUAGUCGAUUCAGGCGCAGCUGGGAAUUUUAUUGAUCAGAAAUGUUGUACUAAGUUAGGGAUUCCCCUCCUCCCCGUUGAUGCACCCUUCCCUGUCCAUGCCCUAGAUAGCCGCCCGUUGGGAUCUGGGUUGAUUAGGGAGGUCACAGCGCCACUAAAGAUGAAGACGCAGGGGGGUCAUGAGGAGAUCAUUCAGUUGUACCUGAUUGACUCUCCUGCGUAUCCCGUGGUGCUGGGGCUUCCUUGGUUAAUCACCCAUGACCCCACCAUUUCGUGGCAACAGAGGGCUCUCAAGGAAUGGUCUGACCAGUGUGUUGGGCGAUGUUUAGGUGUUUCCGUUGGGGCGACCACGGUGGAGAGUCUGAACCAAGUGCCCGCAAUGCACAUUCCCCCUGAGUAUGAGGAUUUAGCACUCGUGUUCAGCAAGACGAGGGCGACGCGAUUGCCACCUCAUAGACAGGGAGAUUGUGCGAUAAACCUCCAGACAGGUGCGGCACUCCCGCGGAGCCAUGUGUAUCCUCUGUCUCAAGAGGAGACGGCGGCUAUGGAGACAUACAUAGCUGAGUCCCUGAGACAAGGAUACAUACGGUCCUCCACUUCCCCUGCGUCCUCGAGUUUCUUUUUUGUGAAGAAGAAGGAUGGAGGGUUGCGCCCGUGUAUUGAUUACCGUAGUCUCAAUCAGAUCACUGUAAAAUACAGUUACCCUCUUCCUCUGAUUGCGAGUAUGACUGAAUCAUUGCACGGAGCGCGUUUCUUCACAAAACUGGAUCUCAGGAGCGCCUAUAACUUGGUGCACAUUAGGGAGGGAGAUGAAUGGAAGACGGCAUUUAGUACCACCUCUGGUCAUUAUGAGUAUCUUGUCAUGCCAUACGGGUUAAUGAAUGCUCCUUCAGUCUUCCAAUCAUUUGUGGACGAGAUCUUCCGGGAUCUGCAUGGGCAGGGUGUGGUAGUGUACAUUGACGACAUCCUAGUGUACUCUUCUACACGAGCCGAGCAUGUAGCCCUGGUGCGCCGAGUGUUGGGUAGGCUGUAUGUCAAGGCAGAGAAAUGUCUGUUUUUCCAGGAGUCCAUCUCCUUCUUGGGUCAUCGGUUGUCCGCGUCAGGGGUGAAGAUGGAGAUUGACCUUGUGUCAGCCGUGCGUAACUGGCAAACCCCAACCACUGUUAAAGAGGUGCAGCAGUUUUUGGGUUUUGCCAAUUACUACCGGAGGUUUAUCCGGGGUUUUGGACAGGUAGCAGCUCCCAUUACUUCCCUGCUGAAGGGGGGCCCAGUGCGUUUGCAGUGGUCAGCUGAAGCGGACAGGGCGUUUAGUAAACUGAAGGACCUGUUCACUUCGGCUCCGGUGCUGGCGCACCCGGACCCCGCUUUAGCGUUCCAGGUAGAGGUGGACGCGUCAGAAGCCGGUAUUGGGGCAGUACUGUCGCAACGCUCCGGCACGCCUCCUAAGCUCCGUCCCUGCGCUUUUUAUUCUAAAAAGCUCAGUCCGGCGGAACGUAAUUAUGACGUAGGGGACAGGGAGCUGUUAGCUGUGGUUCAAGCCCUAAAGGUGUGGAGGCAUUGGCUUGAGGGGGCUCAACACCCUUUUCUCAUUCUGACUGACCAUUGUAACCUGGAGUACAUCCGGGCAGCUAGGAGAUUGAACCCUCGUCAGGCUAGGUGGAACAUGUUUCUGACCCGGUUCGUUUUUAAGAUCACUUACAUCCCAGGGUCCCAGAACGGUAAGGCAGACGCCCUGUCCCGGCGGUAUGACACAGAGGAGAGGUCCGUUGAGCCCACUCCCAUACUGCCGGAGUCUUGUCUGGUGGCACCGGUGGUAUGGGAGGUCGAUGCGGAAAUUGAGCGGGCGUUACGCACCGACCCUACUCCCCCAGAGUGUCCAGUGGGUCGGACGUACGUGCCGCUCGAGGUCCGUGAUCGUCUCAUUUAUUGGGCUCAUACGUCACCCUCCUCUGGACAUCCAGGUAUUGGCCGGACAGUGCACUGCCAUAGAGUUAAGUACUGGUGGCCAACAUUGGCUAGGGACGUGAGGGUUUAUGUCUCCUCCUGCUAGGUGUGCGCUCAGUGUAAGGCGCCUAGACACCUGCCCAGGGGGAAGUUACAACCCCUGCCCGUUCCACAACGGCCGUGGUCUCACCUCUCGGUGGACUUUGUCACGGACCUUCCCCCCUCUCAGGGGAAUACCACUAUUCUGGUCGUUGUGGAUCGGUUCUCUAAGGCCUGUCGUCUCAUCCCAAUGCCGGGUCUCCCUACUGCCCUAUAGACCGCUGAGGCUUUGUUCACCCACGUCUUCCGGCACUACGGGGUUCCCGAGGAUAUAGUGUCUGAUCGGGGUCCCCAAUUCACCUCUAGAGUCUGGAGGGCGUUCAUGGAACGCUUGGGGGCCUCGGUUAGCCUUACCUCGGGUUUCCACCUUGAGAGUAAUGGGCAGGUGGAGAGAGUGAACAAGGAUGUGGGUAGGUUUCUGAGAUCAUAUUGCCAGGGCCGGCAGGAGGAGUGGUCGGGGUAUAUCCCCUGGGCAGAGAUGGCUCAGAACUCUCUUCGCCACUCCUCUACUAACCUGACCCCUUUCCAGUGCGUGUUAGGGUAUCAGCCGGUUCUGGCACCAUGGCAUCAGAGCCAGAUCGAGGCUCCUGCGGUGGAUGAGUGGUUUCGGCGCUCGGAGGAGACGUGGAACGCUGCACAAGUUGCAACUGCCUAAUGACAAUCACAUUAACCUCUCGUUCCAUGUGUCUCUCCUCAGGCCGGUGGUAGCUGGUCCACUCCAGGACAGUGAGAUAAGAGAGACCCCUCCGCCCCCACUGGACAUUGAGGGGGCUCCGGCGUACUCAGUCCGGUCCAUCGUGGAUUCGAGACGUCGGAUGGGGGGUCUACAAUAUCUCGUGGAGUGGGAUGGGUACAGUCCGGAGGAACGGUGCUGGGUGCCUAGGAGGGACAGUUUAGAUCCAUCCCUCCUGACUGAGUUCCACCGUAGUCAUCCUACGCGCCCUGCUCCACGUCCUCCUGGCCGUCCCCGAGGCCGGGGUUGGCGCACGGCUGGGGCCGCGCGUCAAGGGGGGGGUACUGUCACGAAUUCCGCCGAGACUGCUCCUCCUCCUUGUUCGGGCAGGCUUCGGCGUUCGUCGUCCCCGGAGUACUAGCUGCUACCGCUUGAUGUUCUCUAUGUUUGUUUGGUUUUGUCUUGUUGGUGCACCUGUUUCGUCUUAUGUAUUGAUUAGGUCACCUAUAAGUUUCCUUUGGUUUUGUUUGCAGUUGUGUGUUGUUGUCCGCCUGUCCGUUGGUGUAUCUUUAUUGUGCUCUAGUUGUUAGUGUUUUUACGCACUGUUUGCGUAAUCGCUCGCCUCCUGUGUUUGAGGCCCGUUAUUUUUGUUAUUGUCUUUGUGACAAUUAAAGUCGUUUCGACUAAGCUUCUGUGUCCUGCGCCUGACUCCAACACCGCAUCCACAUCAGCUUGUGACAGUAUUUGAUUUUGAAUAGCCUAGUAAUAGGGAUUCCUUAUUUUUUUUCAUAGGCUGACACAUUCCCUUUAGCUACAGAAUAUCUCACCACCGUGUGUUUUUAUCUCCUCCUCUCUCUCCUUCAUUCCUUUCUCGAGCUCGCAGAGAGAGGAGCUAUCAGCAGUUUAAUUAAAUAUAUUUUGUUGUGAAAAAUAUGUUACUAUUGAUGUUCCCGAACCGAUAUCACUUGGUUUCCCAAAUUAAGCACUGGUUAGCUGCAGGAACAGGGUUGGAGAGCCCAUGGCAUACAGAGUACUGGGUAGCUGCAGGAACAGGGUUGGAGAGCCCAUGGCAUACAGAGUACUGGGUAGCUGGAGGAACAGGGUUGGAGAGCCCCAUGGCAUACAGAGUACUGGGUAGCUGCAGGAACAGGGUUGGAGAGCCCAUGGCAUACAGAGUACUGGGUAGCUGCAGGAACAGGGUUGGAGAGCCCAUGGCAUACAGAGUACUGGGUAGCUGGAGGAACAGGGUUGGAGAGCCCAUGGCAUACAGAGUACUGGGUAGCUGGAGGAACAGGGUUGGAGAGCCCAUGGCAUCCAGAGUACUGGGUAGCUGCAGGAACAGGGUUGGAGAGCCCAUGGCAUACAGAGUACUGGGUAGCUGGAGGAACAGGGUUGGAGAGCCCCAUGGCAUCCAGAGUUUAGGCAGAAUAUCACCUUUUGCGCAGCGGGAGGCUGCAUGCACCUUAACCAGUGGUUGAUGUGUGGAGUGAAAUAAUUGUCCUUAUAUGCCCAGACAUUUCUAUAUCUAGUCCCGUGUGAAAGCAGAGUGUUGAUGGUUGCCACUAAAAAAAAGGAGGAUCCUGCUGCUACUCUAUUGAUACCGGAAUUACCUACCCUGCAUGACUGAAAAAAACGAACCGGCGGGAAAGCGGCCUCCAUUCGACAGGUCUUUUUCCCCUGCCCCUGUUCCUGCCCAUUUGAUGAUUUGGCCGUUCUAAAUCAAAACUAAUUUGACAUAUUAGUAAAGACAAGAUUCAGAAAAUUGAGAAUAGUCUGAUGGGUGAAAAUAGGAUCACUUGAUGAGAGAACAGCUGUGCAGCCUGAGGCGUAGAACAGAGCGCAAAGCUUUUUUUUUGCUACUUUCUCAAAUCAUCAAUAGCCUGUAGUCGUAUCAUGCAGCCCAAAUACACUACCAGUCAAAUGUUUGGACAUACCUACUCAUUCAAGGGUAGUAACCAAAAAAGUGUUAAACAAAUCCAAGUAUAUUUGAUAUUUGAGAAUCUUCAAAUAGCCACCCUUUGCCUUAAUGACAGCUUUGCACACGCUUGGCAUUCUCUCAACCAGCUUCACCUGGAAUGCUUUUCCAACAGUCUUGAAGGAGUUCCCACAUAUGCUGAGCACUUGUUGGCUGCAUUUCGUUCACUCUGCGGUCCGACUCAUCCCAAACCAUCUCAAUUGGGUUGAGGUCAGGGGAUUGUGGAGGCCAGGUCAUCUGAUGCAGCACUCCAUCACUCUCCUUUUUGGUAAAAUAGCCCUUACACAGCCUGGAGGUGUGUUGGGUCAUUGUCCUGUUGAAAAACAAAUGAUAUUCCCACUAAGCCCAAACCAGAUGGGAUGGCAUAUCGCUGCAGAAUGCUGUGAUAGCCAUGCUGGUUAAAUGUGCCUUGAAUUCUAAAUAAAUCACAGACAGUGUCAUCAGCAAAGAACCCCCACACCAUAACACCACCUCCUCCAUGCUUUACGGUGGGAAAUACACAUGCGGAGAUCAUCCGUUCACCCACACCGCGUCUCACAAAGACAUGGCAGUUGGAACCAAAAACCUCCAAUUUGGACUCCAGACCAAAGGACAAAUUUCCACCGGUCUAAUGUCCAUUGCUCGUGUUUCUUGGCCCAAGCAGGUCUCUUCUUAUUAUUGGUGUCCUUUAGUAGUGGUUUCUUUGCAGCAAUUCGACCAUGAAGGCUUGAUUCACACAGUCCCCUCUGAACAGUUGAUGUUGAGAUGUGUCUGUUACUUGAACUCUGUGAAGCAUUUAUUUGGACUGCAAUUUCUGAGGCUGGUAACUCUAAUGAACUUAUCCUCUGCAGCGGAGUUAACUCUGGGUCUUCCAUUCCUGUUGCGGUCCUCAUGAGAGCCAGUUUCAUCAUAGCGCUUGAUGGUUUUUGCGACUGCACUUGAAGAAACUUUCAAAGUUCUUGAAAUGUUCCGUAUUCACUGACCUUCAUGUCUUAAAGUAAUGAUGGACUGUCAUUUCUCUUGCUUAUUUGAGCUGUUCUUUCCAUAAUAUGGACUUGGUAUUUCACCAAAUAGGGCUAUCUUCUGUAUACCUCCCUACCUUGUCACAACACAACUGAUUGGCUCAAACGCAUUAAGAAGGAAAGAAAUUCCACAAAUUAACUUUUAAGAAGGCACACCUGUUAAUUGAAAUACAUUCCAGGUGACUACCUCAUGAAGCUGGUUGAGAGAAUGCCAAGAGUGUGCAAAGCUGUCAUCAAGGCCAGGGUGGCUAUUUGAAGAAUCUCAAAUAUAAAAUACUUUUGUUUAACACUUUUUUGGUUACUACAUGAUUCCAUAAGUGUUAUUUCAUAGUUUUGAUGUCUUCACUAUUAUUCUACAAUGUAAAAAAUAAAGAAAAUCCCUGGAAUGAGUAGGUGUGUCCAAACUUUUCACUGGUACUGCAUGUUUUGAUUUCUAAGACAUUCUAAGGUUUGUAUCAUUAACAACAAAAGUUGCCAAAUAACUCUAAAUACAGAGUAUAGGACCUGUUUCAAAUGAUCACUUUUACACUCAACAUAGCCACUUCAUAUACGCACUCACUCCGGAAUAGGAAAAUAUCCUUUAUAUUUUAUUUAGCUAAGUUCAAUUAUAUUCUUCUAACUAUAAAAUCAUAUAAUAUAAAAUAAUGGCACAGGACUUAUAAGCAAAUAUUGUCUGCUAAAUGAACAAGCCUACAGCCUAUGGCAUGGAGCAUAGCCAGAUAACAUACAGUAGGCCAACUCAUAUUCUGUUCUUCUGAAAUACAUUUUCUUCAUAUCAUAAUGUUUCUUUAGAUCUGCCUAAAAUAAAUAAUGGAUUUAUUGUGGUGGUGUACAUUAAAUUGAUUUCUUAGACUUUUUUAAAUGUAGAUGUUCCAAAGGCUCAGAUCAGCAGCUUGUAGCCUAUACAUGGAGGCCUGGAAAUGCUAAAUGUGUUUAUGUUAAUUAACGGUCCAUUACCGUGAGAACGGCAGGCUUUUGCAUGACAAUAACCGGCUGACAAAAUGUCAUGACCGCCACAGUCCUACUGAUAAAGUUAUUACCCCUGAAUGUCAUGACCGCCACAGUCCUGCUGAUAAAGUUAUUACCCCUCAAUGUCAUGACCGCCACAGUCCUACUGAUAAAGUUAUUACCCCUCAAUGUCAUGACCGCCACAGUCCUGCUGAUAAAGUUAUUACCCCUCAAUGUCAUGACCGCCACAGUCCUACUGAUAAAGUUAUUACCCCUCAAUGUCAUGACCGCCACAGUCCUGCUGAUAAAGUUAUUACCCCUCAAUGUCAUGACCGCCACAGUCCUGCUGAUAAAGGUAUUACCCCUCAAUGUGUUGUUGAAACAGCUCAGUAACCAUGGUGUCUGGAAAGAGAAUAAAAGUGUCAUAGGAUAUAGUGUGUAUUUCCAAUAGGAUAUAGUGUGUCUUUCCAAUAGGAAAUAGUGUGUCUUUCUGAUAGGAUAUAGUGUCUUUCCAAUAGGAUAUAGUGUCUUUCCAAUAGGAUAUAGUGUCUUUCCAAUAGGAUGUAGUGUGUAUUUCCAAUAGGAUAUAGUGUGUAUUUCCAAUAGGAUAUAGUGUGUAUUUCCAAUAGGAUAUAGUGUGUCUUUCCAAUAGGAUAUAGUGUGUCUUUCCAAUAGGAUAUAGUGUCUUUCCAAUAGGAUAUAGUGUCUUUCCAAUAUGAUAUAGUGUGUCUUUCCAAUAGGAUAUAGUGUGUAUUUCCAAUAGGAUAUAGUGUGUCUUUCCAAUAGGAUAUAGUGUGUCUUUCCAAUAGGAUAUAGUGUCUUUCCAAUAGGAUAUAGUGUGUCUUUCCAAUAGGAUAUAGUGUGUAUUUCCAAUAGGAUAUAGUGUGUAUUUCCAAUAGGAUAUAGUGUGUCUUUCCAAUAGGAUAUAGUGUGUCUUUCCAAUAGGAUAUAGUGUGUCUUUCCAAUAGGAUAUAGUGUGUCUUUCCAAUAGGAUAUAGUGUCUUUCCAAUAGGAUAUAGUGUGUCUUUCCAAUAGGAUAUAGUGUGUCUUUCCAAUAGGAUAUAGUGUCUUUCCAAUAGGAUAUAGUGUGUCUUUCCAAUAGGAUAUAGUGUGUAUUUCCAAUAGGAUAUAGUGUGUCUUUCCAAUAGGAUAUAGUGUGUCUUUCCAAUAGGAUAUAGUGUGUCUUUCCAAUAGGAUAUAGUGUGUCUUUCCAAUAGGAUAUAGUGUGUCUUUCCAAUAGGAUAUAGUGUCUUUCCAAUAGGAUAUAGUGUGUCUUUCCAAUAGGAUAUAGUGUGUCUUUUCAAUAGGAUAUAGUGUGUCUUUCCAAUAGGAUAUAGUGUGUCUUUCCAAUAGGAUAUAGUGUGUCUUUCCAAUAGGAUAUAUUGUCUUUCCAAUAGGAUAUAGUGUCUUUCCAAUAGGAUAUAGUGUCUUUCCAAUAGGAUAUAGUGUCUUUCCAAUAGGAUAUAGUGUGUCUUUCCAAUAGGAUAUAGUGUGUCUUUCCAAUAGGAUAUAGUGUCUUUCCAAUAGGAAAUACUUUAUUCUCUGCUCCAGUUAGAAGAUCAACUUGUGCAGGAAAUGUAAGAGCGCUGAGAUCUAUCCCAGACCAGUGGAAAACCCCUCUGAGAUCUAACCCAGACCAGCAGAGCUUUGUCCAGAGAACUACUGGAAACAGACCUGCCAUGUAUGAUUCUCAUCUCUCCUUCCCUGCAGGCCUCUGUUCAAAGAUGCAUCGGGGACGCUGGACAAAAGUGGUCGUUUCUCUGCCAUCUACAGACAGGACAGUAACAAGCUGUCCAACGACGACAUGUUCAAACUGCUGGCUGACUUCAGAAAGUUAGUAACUCCAACUGUCUACAGAUGGCGGAGUACAUUGCAUCACAUUGAGAAUAUUGAAUGUAUUAUUGUUUAGUCUGAAUGCUUAAAGGGUUAUAACAGUGGGUAUUUAAUCAGCUGAAUCCCAUAGGCAGUUUUUUUUGGCUAAAGAGACUCUCUUUCACAAUGAAAGUCUGUACCGCAGAUGUUUUCUCACCUUUAUAAAUAUUUGGUUUCUCCUCUUGGGUUCUGUCUGUUCACAGGGUAGUUUCCAGGCAGCUUGCCUGUUUUCCAUCAGGUCCUCCUAGGGAGAUGAUAACAAAGGUAUUAACCACUGCUUAUUGUGCUUGUCCUCCCUAGGCCAGAGAAGAUGGCCAAGCUCCCUGUAAUCUUAGGAAACCUAGACGUUACCAUUGAUGAUGUUGCCCCUGACUUGACAAGUAAGCCCUCCAAAUUCAACUCACACUGGGAACAUGAAAGAUGACUCUGUUUCUCUUCACAUCAGGUUGGUCUGAUUGUCUGUCCUGUCUCUGUCGCUGUGUGUAGAUUGUGUUAGCUCAUCCUACAUUCCUGUGAAGACUUUUGAUAGCAGUGAGAAGACGAACAUCUUCUUUGAAGUUGAGGAGUUUGUACCCUACAUAGCCAAGUGCUCCCAGCCUUUCACCAUCUACAACAAUCACCUCUAUGUGUACCCCAGGCACCUGAAGUACGACAGCCAAAAAUCCUUCGCAAAGGUAUAGUCACAAAGCCACAAACCGCUCAGUUUGAUCAAAGAUACACAAAUCUCAUGUGGCUAGAUACUUGAUUACAUGUAACAAUCUGCCACGAGAGACUACUACAUAUCAUGAUAUUACUUUCACAACUUUACUUUAAAUGUGUCUAGCAGAAAUGUGUUCCCUCCGUCAUCUCCAAGUGGGUCAGCUUAGUUGUCUGUCUGUCUACUCUCUCCUCAGGCUAGAAACAUAGCUGUCUGCAUCGAGUUCAAGGACUCGGACGAGGAGGAGGCUGAUUCGCUCAAGGUAAGCUACUACUCGUAUGACUCCUUCUAGCAGAGUUCUCAGAGCCACAGUGUCAUUUGGUUGUAGAGGAACAGCAUACCACUCAGGGAAAUAAAGGGAUUGUUAUUAUUACCCACAGUGCAUCUAUGGUCGACCAGGAGGACCCCUGUUUACCAAAAAUGCCUCCGCUGCAGUAUUACAUCACCAGCACAGCCCAGAGUUUUACGAUGAGGUACUGAUGUGAUUUUGAUUGGAUUUAUUUCAUUCAUGCUCGCAGUCGACCCGACUGAAUUAUGCAGAAUGCACAGUUACAUUUAAACAAUACUUUAAAGUAAGUUGUGAGUGGACGAAGCAGUGGCAGCAUGUACGCCAACCCUGAGUACGCUAACCCUGAGUACGCUAACCCUGAGUACGCUAACCCUGAGUACGCUAACCCUGAGUACGCUAACCCUAAGUACGCUAACCCUGAGUACGCUAACCCUGAGUACGCUAACCCUGAGUACGCUAACCCUGAGUACGCUAACCCUGAGCGUGUAUGUUCCUCAGUUUAAGAUAGAGCUGCCCACUCAGCUCAACGAGAAGCACCAUCUGCUGUUCACCUUCUUCCACGUCAGCUGUGACAGCAACAGCAAGGGCAGCACCAAGAAGAGAGAUGUGCUGGAGACACAAGGUAGACACCAGAUCCAGGAUACAGAACCCAUAUGGCCCUAUCUCAAACGAUCCCCCCCUAGGCCUACAUCCAGUCUCAAGCCAUCCAAAUGAAUCCUCCUCAGUUUAAUGCUGGUCGAUUUUUGCCAGUUUCCUUAUUCUCCUACUGUUGGGUGUGACGCUGUCUGUAAGCUGACUGCCAGUCCUGUCUCUUGUCCUUGUCUGUCCCCAGUGGGUUACGCAUGGCUCCCUCUGCUGAAGGAUGGCAGGGUGAUCAUGAAUGAGAGUCACGUCCCCGUGGCUGCCAACCUGCCCGCUGGCUACCUCAGCUGUCAGGAGGGUGUCAGCAAGGUAACUCUCCCUUCAGACACACACACAACACACACACACACACACACACACAACACACACAACACACACACACACUGUGGCUUCCUUUCCCUUUUCCGUGGCUCCUUUCCUUCAUCACCACAAAUCUGAAAGAACAUAACAGGUUUAAAGAAACUGGAUUUAAACCUAUCCAGUCAUUUUCUAUCAGUAAAAUCUAACCUGUAAGUGUCUGUGAAAGAAAGUAGAGGAAGAAAGAGAGAGCCCUUUCUGAGUAGUGCACUGCCUGUACCUUACAGGGGGGCACUGUGUGCAUUGCUUGUUGUCUGCCUCAAGGUUGUGUGAGAUGUCAUUAUCUCAGCCAAUCAGGGGAGGUGAAAGCACACAGCAGAGUGACUAAACAAUGUUAAGCUAAUUGCAUGGGAACAUAUGGCUGAAUUAAUGACUGAUGUUUGGUUGUUUCAACUUGAGCUUUAGUUCUCUUCUCUGCAUUGCAUUGGAUCAACCUAGAGUACACUAAAUGCCUUUAAUUGAUUAAACUGUAGGUUAAUCCAAUACAAAAUCUUUGUAGUAUGAUAACCGGUGACUUUGUAUUUAUGAUUAUUAAAAUAUUUCAAAUGUCCCGUGCAGCAGCAACACCCUGAAAUCAAAUGGGUGGAUGGAGGCAAGCCUUUGUUCAAGGUCUCCACUCACCUCGUCUCCACUGUGUACACUCAGGUUGGUUUCAUUUCACAGAUGAGUUCAGUCACACAACCGAUACAGGAUCUCCAUCGCCUCUUCCAGACAUCUUGUUUUCUAACAUCUCUACUUCUCCUCUCUCUGUAGGAUCAACAUCUGCACAAUUUCUUUGGCCACUGUCAGAGCACAGAGUCUGCAGCCCAGGUGGCAGAAGGAGAGCUGGUCAAGUAUCUGAAGGUAAAGCAUUGUCAGGUGACGGUGGCACCUCCGUGGGCAUGAGCAGAAUGUGUGGAGACAUGGCUGACUCUGACUGGGGUCUGAAAGAAAUGACACCUGUUGUUGUGCGUCGAAUAUGGGUGGCUUGAGAGAAACCACGUUAAUGGAUCCAUUCUCUCUCUCUCAAUCUCUCUCUCGCUCCCUCCCUCCCUCCAACACCUGUCACCCAUCACUCUCUCUGCCAUCCAGGCUGUCUGAUUUCCCCAGGAUGUUUAUAAAUCGGUGCUUAUUUACGCAGGCCUUGAUGGGACAAUGCAAGCAUUACCCUCUGCUCCAGUCCAGAGGUGCUCUCUCCAUUGCCCCCUUCUGGACACUGACAUGAGCAGAGACACAUAUUCAGAUUAAUCUCUGGGGUACUCAUGUAAACACACUAGUCCACACAAACAAUGGUCACCCAAGGUCAGGUUCUAGCAGAGAGAGUUUCACUGGCAAGUUGUCAGAUGACUUGGCUGGCCUUGGCUUUGUUAGCGACCCGUGCGGAGACAGUGAUGCACCAACGGGCCGCUCUGCCUCUUUCCAGGAACUAACUCGUAGGUGUGUGUGAUUGACGUGCUCGUCCUGCUAUGCUGGUGCUUCUUUUCCGUUUCCUCUUACUGCGUGUUUGGUUUCCGCCCCUCUCGGUGAGAUGCACCUUUCACCCCCUCAUCAGAGACUGAGCCAACAUGGGAGUGCAUGUUUACUGUACGCCACCAAGCACUUAGAUUAAAGCUAAUUAUUGUUCUCUCCCUCCGAAUCGUUUUUACAAAAGUCAGUUCUGUUACUGCAGUUAACCCUGUAUAGACCUUUUGAUGUGCUUGUGGAUGACAUUCUGCAGGAUCAGCAUUUUGACUCAGGGAAGGAAGCGUUAGUAAUCCUCUAUUCUCUCUCCUCCUCAGAGUCUACAUGCUAUGGAGAGUUAUGUGAUGAUACAUUUCCUGCCCACCACUCUCAACCAGCUGUUCCGUGUGCUGACCAGUGCCACCCGCGAGGAGGUGGCCGUCAACGUCACCAGGUCAGUAGUGUUAGCCUGCGUCCCAAAUGGCACCCUAUUCCCCCAUAGAGCUCUGGUCAAAAGUAGUGCACUAUAUAGGCAAUAGGGUGCGACUUGGGAGACUCCCGUAGACAUGUUCGAUUGGGUUCUCUGUGAGGCCUGAGUAUUGACACACAAACCAGAAACCUGGUUAUUGUUGCUUUCUUCCCCUAUCAGAGUCAUGAUUCACAUUGUUGCCCAGUGCCACGAAGAGGGGUUGGAGCACUACCUACGAUCAUAUGUCAAGGUAAGCAGGACACCGGUCGAUUUUAUCAGAUGGCACAGUCACCUAUUGUGUAGUUGUAGAAAGCUGAUGUUGUUUUCUGUCCCGUCCCUGGUUCAGUAUGUGUUUAAGACCGAGCCGUACACAUCCACUACCACGAGAACAGUGCACGAGGAGCUGGCCAAAGCCAUGACUGCAAUUCUAAAGCCUUCCACAGACUUCCUCACCAGCAACAAGUUGCUCAAGGUAAUGAACAGCACAGCAAUACUGUGAAGAAGGAUUUUCUGGACAUUUACAUCAAGUUUCAUGUUUGCAUUGAUUUGUAUUUGUUUCUGUAUUUCUGUUUUGUAGUACUCCUGUAUUUCUGUUUUAUAGUACUCCUGGUAUUUCUGUUUUGUAGUACUCCUGGUAUUUCUGUUUUGUAGUACUCCUGGUAUUUCUGUUUUGUAGUACUCCUGAUAUUUCUGUUUUGUAGUACUCCUGAUAUUUCUGUUUUGUAGUACUCCUGAUAUUUCUGUUUUGUAGUACUCCUGAUAUUUCUGUUUUGUAGUACUCCUGAUAUUUCUGUUUUGCAGUACUCCUGGUAUUUCUUCGAAGCCUUAGUGAAGUCCAUGGCACAGUACUUGAUUGAGAGCAGUAAAGUCAAGGUAAGUCUGUUGUGACACUAAAGCCAAGUCUUCAUUUUUCUAUUAUAGAAAUGUCAGCUUGUCAAUUUGAGCUCCAAACAUGCGCAGCAGUGUGGGCUGCCACAGUCCUCCCACAGAAUAAAGCACAGCCAUGUCUCAUAAAUAACCAUCACCUCAAUGCUAUCCACAGCAGUCUCCCCUAACCAACCGUAGGCCUGAGUUUCCUCCCUGGCAUGGCCAUGUAUAAUCAGGAGGCUGCUAUACGAACCAUUACACUCCCUCAGGAGUGUGCCACACUGAACAGAUGAAACAGGGAGUCUCCAUUAUUGGGUUCCCCCUGUACUGUGGUUCUGUGGUGGCUCACUGGGAUGGCCUCUCUCUGGGAAGAGCUGAGCUGGGGUCAUAAACAAAACAACAAUGUGUUGUUGGAAGUUUAUAGCUCCUCGAGGACCACAUCGGAAAUGGAAGUGUUGUAAUAUUACUUUCAUGUUAUCCUCUGGGCACUUCUGGAAUCCUAACCCAAAAUCAAUCUGACAGUAACAGGCUGUGUGUAGCUCUGACAGUAACAGGCUGUGACAUUAACAGCACUGACAGUAACAACUCUGCCAGUAACAGCUGUGACAUUAACAGCACUGACAGUAACAGCACUGACAGUAACAGCUGUAAAAGUAACAGCUGUGACCAUAACAGCACUGACAGUAACAGCACUGACAGUAACAGCACUGACAGUAACAGCACUGACAGUAACAGCACUGACAGUAACAACUCUGACAGUAACAGCACUGACAGUAACAGCACUGACAGUAACAGCACUGACAGUAACAGCACUGACAGUAACAGCACUGACAGUAACAGCACUGACAGUAACAGCACUGCCAGUAACAGCACUGACAGUAACAACUCUGACAGUAACAGCUGACAGUAACAGCACUGACAGUAACAGCACUGACAGUAACAACUCUGACAGUAACAGCACUGACAGUAACAGCACUGACAGUAACAGCACUGACAGUAACAACUCUGACAGUAUCAGCACUGACAGUAACAGCACUGACAGUAACAACUCUGACAGUAACAGCACUGACAGUAACAGCACUGACAGUAACAGCACUGACAGUAACAGCACUGACAGUAACAACUCUGACAGUAACAGCACUGACAGUAACAGCACUGACAGUAACAACUCUGACAGUAACAGCACUGACAGUAACAGCACUGACAGUAACAGCUUGUCUCUGUUUCUCAGCUGUCCAGGAACCAGCGUUUCUCGGCCGGCUUCCACCACACGGUGGAGACCCUGGUCAACAUGAUGAUGCCCCACAUCACCCAGAAGUACAAGGACAACCUGGACGCAGCCCGGAACGCCAACCACAGCCUGGCUGUCUUCAUCAAGGUCAGCUGGCGCCAUCUGAUUGGCUAGGCGGGCACACUUGGUCGUCCUUGUAGUCAGUUCCGGAUCAUAUCAAUUUAUUAGUCUUUUAAUGGAGGUUUAUGAUAUCUACAGUUGUGUACACUACUGAAAUGUCCUUUCCUUCCUGUGUCCACAGCGCUGUUUGACCCUAAUGGACAGAGGCUUUGUCUUCAAGCAGAUCAACAACUACAUCCACUGCUUUGUGCCUGGAGACCCCAGGGUAGCUCUCAUGAUGAUAUGAUUAUGAUCAGUUAUUACAAUGAUAUUCAUAUUUCCACAACUAUACCUUAGUGGUAACACUAAUGUACAUGUAUCUUGUUUUCAGACUCUGUUUGAGUUCAAGUUUGAUUUCCUGCGUGUCGUAUGCAACCACGAGCACUACAUCCCCUUGAAUCUGCCCAUGCCUUUUGGAAAGGGGAGGAUACAGAGAUUUCAAGGUGAGGAGCUAAAUAAAAUGUACCGUAUGAAGGUAUACCAGGGUUGUAUGAGGUGCUUCUAUUGAACUAACCUAAAACCACAACGCUGUUAUACAGUAAUAGGAUCCUGUCCAUUUUAGUGUUUUAAAUCGCUUCUCCAGCAGCAUCUCAUUAAACUCAAGUAUUCAGACCCAGUUUGAAUACAUUUGCAAACAUUUCAAAAAACCUGUUUUUCGCUUUGUCAUUAUGGGGUAUUGUGUGUAGAUUGAUGAGGAUUUUAUUUUAUUUUAUCAAUUUUAGAAUACGGCUGUAACGUAACAAAAUGUGGGAGAAGUGAAGGGGUCUGAAUUCUUUCCGAAUGCACUGUAUACUGUCCAGGUUCUGAUAGACCACUACCUAUAUACUGUCCUGAUAGAUCAGUAGUUAUACUAUCCUGAUAGACCACUAACUAUACUGUCCUGAUAGACCACUAGCUAUACUGUCCUGAUAGACCACUAACUAUACUGUCCUGAUAGACCAUACUACUGUCCUGAUAGACAUACUACUGUCCUGAUAGACCACUAACUAUACUGUCCUGAUAGACCACUAGCUAUACUGUCCUGAUAGACCACUAACUAUACUGUCCUGAUAGACCACUAACUAUACUGUCCUGAUAGACCACUAACUAUACUGUCCUGAUAGACCACUAACUAUACUGUCCUGAUAGACCACUAACUAUACUGUCCGAUAGACCACUAACUAUACUGUCCUGAUAGACCACUAACUAUACUGUCCUGAUAGACCACUAACUAUACUGUCCUGAUAGACCACUAACUAUACUGUCCUGAUAGACCACUAGCUAUACUGUCCUGAUAGACCACUAACUAUACUGUCCUGAUAGACCACUAACUAUACUGUCCUGAUAGACCACUAGCUAUACUGUCCUGAUAGACCACUAACUAUACUGUCCUGAUAGACCACUAGCUAUACUGUCCUGAUAGACCACUAUCUAUACUGUCCUGAUAGACCACUAACUAUACUGUCCUGAUAGACCACUACUAUACUGUCCUGAUAGACCACUAACUAUACUGUCCUGAUAGACCACUAACUAUACUGUCCUGAUAGACCACUAACUAUACUGUCCUGAUAGACCACUAACUAUACUGUCCUGAUAGACCACUAGCUAUACUGUCCUGAUAGACCACUAGCUAUACUGUCCUGAUAGACCACUAACUAUACUGUCCUGAUAGACCACUAGCUAUACUGUCCUGAUAGACCACUAGUUAUACUGUCCUGAUAGACCACUAGCUAUACUGUCCUGAUAGACCACAAACUAUACUGUCCUGAUAGACCACUACUAUACUGUCCUGAUAGACCACUAGCUAUACUGUCCUGAUAGACCACUAGACUAUACUGUCCUGAUAGACCACUAACUAUACUGUCCUGAUAGACCACUAACUAUACUGUCCUGAUAGACCACUACUAUACUGUCCUGAUAGACCCACUAGCCUUAUACUGUCCUGAUAGACCACUAGUAUACUGUCCUGAUAGACCACUAACUAUACUGUCCUGAUAGACCACUACUAUACUGUCCUGAUAGACCACUAACUAUACUGUCCUGAUAGACCACUAGCUAUACUGUCCUGAUAGACCACUAGCUAUACUGUCCUGAUAGACCACUAGCUAUACUGUCCUGAUAGACCACUAGCUAUACUGUCCUGAUAGACCACUAACUAUACUGUCCUGAUAGACCACUAGUUAUACUGUCCUGAUAGACCACUAACUAUACUGUCCUGAUAGACCACUAACUAUACUGUCCUGAUAGACCACUAGUUAUACUGUCCUGAUAGACCACUAGCUAUACUGUCCUGAUAGACCACUAACUAUACUGUCCUGAUAGACCACUCAUACGUCCUAUAACCCUAAUAACUGUCCUGAUAGACCACUAACUAUACUGUCCUGAUAGACCACUAGCUAUACUGUCCUGAUAGACCACUAGCUAUACUGUUCGAUAGACCACUACUAUACUGUCCUGAUAGACCACUAGCUAUCUGUCCUGAUAGACCACUAGCUAUACUGUUCUGAUAGACCACUAGCUGUACUGUCUGGAAAAUACUGUCCUGAUAGAACACUAACUAUAACUGUCCUGAUAACAACUAACGAUACUGUCCUGAUAGACCACUAACAUACUGUCCUAUAGACCACUAUCUAUAUCGGUCGAUAGACCACUAGCUAUACUUUUUCUGAUAGACCACUAGCUAUACGUCGCUGAUAGAACCACUAGUUUAUACUGUCUGAUGACCACUAGUUAUACUGUCCUGAUACCACUAGCUAUACUGUCCUGAUAGACCACGAAGCUAUAAACUGUCCUGAUAGACCACAGCUAUCUGUCCGGAUGACCACUAGCUAUACUGUCCUGAUAGAUCAGUAGUUAGACUGUCUAUUAGACCACUAGCAUACUGUACCUGAUAAGAACCACAGCUAUACUGUCCUGAUAGAUCCACUAGUUAUAAUCUGUCCUGCUAGACCACUAACUAUACUGUCCCUGAUAGACCACGAUCUAUACUGUCCUGAUAGAACACUAGCAUAUACUGUCCUGAUAGACCAUAGUUAUACUGCCUGAAACACUGCUAUACUGUCCUGAAUAGAUCCCCUAGCUAACUGUCCUGAUAGGACCACUAGUUAUACUGUCCCUGAUAGACCACUAACUAUACUGUCCUGAUAGACCACUAUUAUACUGUCCUGAUAGACCACUAUAUACUGUCCUGAUAGACCACUAACUAUACUGUCCUGAUAGACCACUAGCUAUACUGUCCUGAUAGACCACUAGCUAUACUGUCCUGAUAGACCACUAACUAUACUGUCCUGAUAGACCACUAGUUAUACUGUCCUGAUAGACCACUAGUUAUACUGUCCUGAUAGACCACUAGCUAUACUGUCCUGAUAGACCACUAGUUAUACUGUCCUGAUGCUCUGUGAAGCCAUAUCAGUGUAUUAUCUUUAACCCUGCUUGCUAACGGAAUCUGUUCAUUCACUGCAUGCCUAGUCCCUGACUUCUGUUUGGUUGUCUAUUUUAACUGGAAAUAACUGUGUUAUAGAACGUUAUGAUUUUGUCUUGUAAUAUUUCAGAAAGUAAUCAUUUCCAACCACUCUGCUUUGAUUUUUGUUUUUGUGUUGGAAAUAGUUUUGGUUUCCUGAUUACAGUCUCCAUUAGCGUUAUAGUGCAGUUGAACUUCAUUCCAAUGGAACUAGUCUAUUUAAGGUCGAAUGUUGGCUCUGGCAAACAUCAGUUCAGUGCUGCGGUUCAUUUACAUUUACAUUUUAGUCAUUUAGCAGACGCUCUUAUCCAGAGCGACUUACAGGAGCAAUUAGGGUUAAGUGCCUUGCUCAAGGGCACAUCGACAGAUUUUUCACCUAGUCGGCUCGGGGAUUAGAACCAGCGACCUUUCGGUUACUGGAACAACGCUCUUAACCACUAAGCUACCUGGUUCAAACAUCAACUCAGUGCUGCAGUUCAAACAUCAGCUCAGUGCUGCGGUUGUGUUGUUGUUUACAUCAUAGCAGAUAGUUGAGGUUUGGGACAUCCUCCUAACGUCUCUCUCCUGUUUGUCCUCCUCCCAGACCUCCAGUUGGACUACUCGCUGACAGACGACUUCUGUAAGAACCACUUCCUGGUUGGGCUGCUGCUGCGGGAGGUUGGCGGGGCCUUGCAGGAGUUCCGGGAGAUCCGUCAGAUAUCCAUCCACGUGCUCAAGAACCUGAUGGUCAAGCACACCUUUGACGAGCGCUACACCUCCAAGGUAAGCCCAGUCAUCCCUGUCUCUUUCCUCUCUAGUCAUUUAGAAAUUCCUCAUAAGGGAAAAGGAAGUUGAUUUAAUCAGAUUAUCUCUAUUUCAGAGCCAGCAGGCUAGGUUGGCCACCCUCUACCUGCCCCUGUUCGGUCUGCUCAAGGAGAACGUCCACAGGCUCAACGUGAAGGAAGUCUCCCCAUUCACCAUCAACCACUCCAACAACGUAAGGCUUCUAUCUAGUGGCUGGCUACGACCACAACUCAAAUCAACAACGUAAGGAUGCCAUCUAGUGGCUGGCUACGACCACAAUUCAAAUCCCUACCUGCAAAGACUUGACUAAUGGUUGAUUUUCCUUUCAGAAUGGAAGAGACGACCCACUCCUGGGCAACUCCAUGAUGAUGACGCCUCCGAGGUCCAGUACUUUGUUCGAGAACAGUUUGCACAAGGAUGUGUUUGGAGUCAUCUCUGGCACUGGUGAGAUUCAGUCUGCUUUUUGCACUGAUGUGAGAUUUCAAAUCAAAUCAAAUCAAAUCCAAUUUUAUUGGCCACAUGCGCCGAAUACAACAGGUGCAGACAUUACAGUGAAAUGCUUACUUACAAGCCCUUAACCAACAGUGCAUUUAUUUUUAAUAAAAAAGUAAAAUAAAACAACAACAGAAAAAAAGAGCAGAAGUAAAAUAAAAUAACAGUAGGGAGGCUAUAGGGGGUCUAUAGAUGAGAUUUCACUCAUGUUGUCCAAUGGUGAUUGAGGAUAUGGUAUUUAUACUAUUAUAGUAUAAUUAAUUAUUAUAUUAUAGUGAUUUGAUAUUAAUAUUUAACCGUGCUGGCGUUUCUGUGUUCUCCAGCCUCCCCCCAUGCAUCCUCUACCCCCAACACAAACUCUGUCCGCCACACUGACUCCCGGGGCUCCCUCAUCAGCACUGACUCUGGAAACAGCCUUCCCGAGAAGAGCAACGAUAAGAGCAACUCUCUGGACAAGGUACAACGCCAUGGACUCAUACUACAGCCACUGUCAUGGACCAUUACUUAAAGAUGAUCAUUUUUAACUUAUUGGUAUUGGCUUUAGUAAAAUAGCUGCAGGCUGAGAUCUGCUUGACAGAUAGACUGGUCAUCAGUUAUUGAGGGUCUAGCAUAUGACCACUGCAGUGCUGUUAUUAGUGUGUUAGUCUGUUUAGGCUUGAAAUAAAUCUGUGUGGGGUCAAUACGAGAUUCAGCAGCUAUUUAGUGGGUCAGAUUUAGGCCACAGAUUUAGUUGAGGAUGUUCCAUGCAUCAUUUUCAGUAUUUCUCAGACAGACACCUGUUACACCAGUGACAGUUAUGAGGUUACUGCCUGUUAACUUGUACUAUUGACUCCUCCAUCCACCCUCCCACUCCUGCUGUUGGCAGAAGGAUAAUUACAGGCGGAGACACUCUGCCAAUGUGCUGCGCUUAUUUUCCGAGCCCGAGGACUCCAUUCGCUCCAAACGCGCCACCGUGGACUUUUCCCUGCUCACUGUCCCCAGUGUCUCAGAGAAUCAUGUCCCGCAUCACACCACCACUCCACUCCAAGUACAGAAUAAACCUCCCUCACCUUUACCUCCUCCCCUUCCUCCCAAGAGUGUCCUGUCUGGGAGUGGGUGUAAGAGUGUGUUUUAGUCUUUGCAGUGUUCCUUUCUUUGCCAGGAGGAUGUUACACAGUUUCAUCUCCGGUGCCAUGAAGCACAGCUACUGCAUGUCUUCAUGAGGUUUUCUGUCGGAGUGAUACUGAAGCAUUUACCCGGGCUCGAGUCUCUUUAUUUCUGAUCUCCCUCAUGUUUGCUGUGUGACUAUUUUAGCUGUAAGAGUUUUAGAGGAUUGUUCUCAGAACUCUUAGUACUUAGGGGCUGGGCACAGUUACCGUAUAUACGGGUUCUUUACAACGGGAUGAAACUUUGUUGCUCCUUGGCUGAAACAAGUGAGCAACUCAAUAUUAGGAAGGUGUUCCUAAUGUUUGGUAUACUCAGUGUAUAUGGCAGCUAGGUUUAGCCGCUAACUUUCUCUGUCAACACUCCUCCAAGACAAGAAAUAGCUUCAGUCUUUCCAUGAGGUCAUCCUCAGUUAGCGCUGGUCUAGACUAACUCACUGCUGGUAAAGGAAGACACUGUAUUUCCCCACGCUAUGGUAGAACUUCUACUCCACUGUUUUGUCGGUUCCUGCUUCCUGCUCUCUGCCCCGGCUUGGAGAGUUCUAGUGAUUAGGCCCUGCACGUACAACUGAUCCGUCAGUCUCCCCCGCAUCUAGAGUCCAGCAGGGCCUGAGUGACUGACUCCAUGAGUGACUGACUCCAUGAGUGACUGACUCCAUGAGUGACUGACUCCAUUAGUGACUCACUCCAUUAGUGACUCACUCCAUUAGUGACUCACUCCAUUAGUGUAGCCAUACUGCACCGUGAGUGCCCUGGGCUUGCUGCUAGCCAUUACAGUAGGCUUACAUGCUUAUGAAUGCAUCAUAUUAAUGUAAAUGUAUAGGAAGUAGAUGUACUGAAGGGUACUUUAGUAUUACAUAAUCAGUUCAAUGAUAGACUAACGUUUUUCUCUUUGCUGACGAAUGUACGUAAAUCAGCAUCUAAUAUUCUUCGAUACCUUAUUUUUCCUACCCUUUUUUGCCUUAUUAAACAUGUACAGAUUACCAUAAAUUAAGAUCAAGAAGUAGACAACAACGUGGAAAAUAGAACAACUAGCACACAUCUCCCAAUAGCAGUACUCUGUGAACAGAGCAGUGCAACAGGGUGUGAGUAGAAGACAAGCUAGCGUGUUGUAGCGUAUUCCAGCUGAUCUCUGACCAGUGUGACUGUCCCCUCAGAACCAGCCAGCGUCAGCCCUGGGUGGCAGCCUGCUGCGUUGUGACAAGCUGGACCAGGCUGAGAUCAAGAGCCUGCUCAUGUGCUUCCUGCACGUCCUCAAGAGCAUGUCUGAGGGUAAGACUUUACCUCUUUGUAGUCAAGUACUUCAUUUGAUGUUGUUGUUUUUUUUUUUUGGUGGGGGAAAAUAGGGUAUCCUUAGUGAACUGUGUUUUCUACAGCCAGUGGUUUCCCCAGGACUUGCGUCCCAAAUGACACCCUAUCCCCUAUUUAGUGCACUACUUUUGACAAAGGUCCAUAGGACACUAUAGGAAAUAGGGUACCAUUUGGGAUGCACUUAAAACCCCCCACCUCUCCUUCUUUCAGAUGCUCUGUUUACAUACUGGAACAAGGCCUCAUCUACUGAGCUCAUGGACUUCUUCACACUAGUAGAGUAAGCAUUGGACUGUCAGCUUGACCUUUGGUGUUAUUGUCCCGGUGCUACUUUAUACCGUUUACCGUAUAGAUUGAGUAUGUUUUAGCAUCCUCUAUUACCCACAAUGAGUAACAAUGAGUCUAAUGCUUUUGUCUCCAGAGUGUGUCUCCAUCAAUUCAGAUAUAUAGGAAAGAGAUGCAUCGCAAGGUAAUGUUGUUGUCCGAAUGGUUCAAUUGAAGCUUUUAUGUAAAACCUGUAGAUGAGACUAAAUUCUUAAUUUAUGACAAUUUUGUUGAUAGUAUUGUGUUGAAAAUGUUGCUGUUUUAAUGUCAGUGUGAAUAUUGUCCCAGACAUUUUAGGGUGCCUGUACACCACAAGCUAGUCCAUAUCUACUAUUUGAAGAUGCUAUGAAUGUUUUCUAGUAACACCUGAGAUCGUUUGAAUGACACAACCAUUGACUGAUAUCGCUACUGAUAUUGCCCAGGACAGUGCUAAUGUGUGGGGCUUGGUCUGUUGAGUUGUGUGUAAAGUAAAGACCCUCGAACACUACAGAACACACACUAUAACCACACACUAUUAACCACACACUAUUAACCACACACCACCAAGUACGCUCAUAUUUGCCUUUGGACUGGACUCUGGCACACAUUUUCUCUGUCCUGACGGCUCUCCGAUCUCUCUGACCACCACCACUGUCUGUUUAUCUAUUCACUUUAAUGCUGGCAAGUUUAAUAUAGUAAGAAAAAAUAAAACAUGGCUCCUGCCCCCUUCUGCUUGGGUAAGACUACAGGUGGAAUUAACUCUCCUAUACUAAAAGCAUGUUUUCUUCUCUCUUUUCUGAUUGGCUGUCUUAUAACGCUACACCACUUUGAUUGGCCAUGUAAUUGCAUCACACAGCUAUACCCUGCCAUAAGCUUCACAGGCUAUUGUCUCUCUCAUUGAGCAUGCGUUGGCUUCUGCUGCUACUAUCUGCUGUAAUUCUGCUCUAGCGAUGUCUGGUGUAAUGAAUGUAAAUCAAGCUUCUCUGGAUCGCCUCACAACUUGACUUAUCAACACUGAAUCAAGAUCGCAUGAAUGUACAAAACAUUAUGAACACCUGCUCUUUCCAUGACAUAGACUGACCAGGUGAAUCCAGGUGAAAGCUAUUAUCCCUUAUUGAUGUCACCUGUUAAAUCCACUUAAAUCAGUGUAGAUGAAGGGGAGGAGACAGGUUAAAGAAGGAUUUUUAUGCCUUGACAUUUGAGACAUGGAUUGUGCAUGUGCUCCAUUCAGAGGGUGAAUGGGCAAGACAAAAGAUUUAAGUUCCUUUGAACGGGGUAUGGUAGCAGGUGCCAGGCGCACCGGUUUGAGUGUGUCAAGAACUACAACGCUGCUGGGUUUUUCACGCUCAACAGUUUCCCUUGUCUAUCAAGAAUGGUCCACCACCCAAAGGACAUCCAGCCAACUUGACACAACUGUGGGAAGCAUUGGAGUCAACAUGGGCCAGCAUCCCUGUGGAACUCUUUAGAAACCUUGUAGAGUCCAUGCCCCGAUGAAUUGAGGCUGUUCUGCAGGCAAAGGGGGGUGCAACUAAAUAUUAGGAAGGUGUUCCUAAUGUUUUGUACACUCAGUGUAGAAAUAAUAGUCGUGGGUCAAAUGAGCUCCAAAGUGCUCCUAACAUACCUAAAGCAGACAUUUGUUUCAUUCCUAGGGGUUUGAUUUUCUCUUUGGCCCUAUUUCUAGCCUGGGAGCCAGUUUAUGAUUUAGACAACCUUAAACAGGAACCGAUCUGGCUACCAGGCUAUACAGUAUUUCCUUCUAUUUUGUGAUCAAUAUAAUAGUUAGGUAUGUGUAAUAUCCACUCUAACCUGCUUGACUAACCCUGACCCUGGUAUGUGUAUUAUCCAAUCUAACCUGCUUGACUAACCCUGACCCUGCUGGUAGUGGGUCACUCGUCUAACAGUGUCCUGUUUCCUCAUCAGGAGCCAGGAAGGGGUGGGACCCAUAGCAGCACAUGAGCGGAAGUCUCAGACUCUGCCUGUGUCCCGUAACAGGGCGGGAAUGAUGCAUGCCCGCUUACAGCAACUCAGCAGCCUGGAUAACUCAUACACUUUUAACCACAGUAAGUGCCCCCAAACACCCGCCUCUUAACCAGAGGCCCCGCACUCUAUAGUCAGUCACCUCAUCAUCAUCAUCAUCAUCAUCAUCAUCAUGUGUGCCAAACCCAAGUCCAAAGUCAGCCGUUCUAGAGCCAUUUCUCCAUGGAUGUGGUGGUUUUGAGUGAACAAAAGUGAAUGGUUUUAUCCUAGAGAGUAUAUGACCCCUUGGGUCAGUCAUCACUGGAUAUGUGUUGAAGGGAUGGUUUUCAUCAGGACCAAGAUCACUGUGUAACGCUGUAUUGACUUCACCAGGGCCUCCCGAGUGUCGCAGCGAUCUAUGGCUAGAGGCGUCACUACAGAUCCGGGUUCAAUCCCGGGCUGUGUCGCAGCCGGCCGCGACCUGGAGACCCAUGAGGCGGCGCACAAUUGGCCCAGCGUCGUCCGGGUUAGGGGAGGGUUUGGCUGGCUGGGAUGUCCUUGUCCCAUCGCGCUCUAGCGACUCCUUGUGGCAGUCGGGCGCAUGCACGCUAACUUCGGUCGCCAGCUGUACGCCGUUUCCUCCGACACAUUGGUGCAGCUGGCUUCCGGGUUAAGCAGGCAGUGUGUCAACAAGCAGUGCGGCUUGGCGGGGUCGUGUUUCGACCUUCACCUCGCCCGAGUCCGAAUGGGAGUUGCAACGAUUUAAAAAACCCAACUAAAUACAUAUAUAUAUAUUUUUAUUAAAACAUUUAAAAAAUGUAUAUAUAUAUAUAUUGACUUCACCAAAAGCAAAAGACAUUCAGCUCUAUAGUAAGUCUCUUACUUGAUUCCCUUUAAUGAAGUGAAUUUCUUUGUGUUUUCAGUGUAAGAAAGAUUUCAAGUGUACUUGGAAUAUCUGUAAAACAUGGUAAGAAUGUAUCAGGUCAACGACAGGCAGCUUACAGACUAUUUAUUAUUAGCUCUGUUCAUUUGGUUGAAUUAAGAGCAUGCCAUUAUAGCUGAGAAUGAGCCCCUUUAAACCCUCUGUUCCCUCUAUCCUGUUCAUUUCUGUUCCCUUCGUAACUCAUUUCAUUGUAUUCAAACCGCUGAAAAAUCACAAGUUGAAUGCGUUUGUUUUCAACUCAACUGAAUAUUAUUUCCUCCCUGUUAAGCAAUGGUUUUUGCCUUGCUACUAAUAAUAGCUAUUCUCUCAGACUGUAUUGCAAUGAUUACUCACAAGAGGGCAUCUAGGGCAGCCCUGACUCAGAGUGUGAGUCCCAAAUGGCACCCUAUUCCCUAUAUAGUGCACUACUUUUGACCAGAGCCCCUAUGGGUCCAAUGUGCCCUGGUCAAAAGUAGUGCACUAUAUAGGGAAUAGGGUGCUUUGGAAGUGCUCCAGCAGUGUGGUAUGUGUCCUCUGCAGCCUAUAGCCACACCGACGCUGACGUGCUGAACCAAUCGGUCCUGGAGGCGAACAUCGCCACGGAGGUCUGUCUCACCGUGCUGGACACUCUCAGCAUCUUCAUCACGGGAUUCAAGGUACACUCCUAACUGCUGUUUCUGUUCAUUAAUAAUAAAGUGGUCAUGAACGUGUAAAAAACGUCACCUUCCUUACUUGUUAAGUGAUUUAUGUUAUCUAAGGAACUUGAAACUCCCUCUUCAGCUGUGUCUUACCGAUCACUGACAAGAACCCUCCUAUGUUGUUGGUGAUUUUAUUUGAUAUUCCACCCUUUUUCUACUUCUUACUUGAUGUUGCCUGUUAGUGUCAAUCCCUGGCUUUUGAAGUUGCUAACUGUCUGUACUUGUAUGUCCUCAGACCCAGCUCUGUUCUGACCAUGGCCACAACCCGCUCAUGAAGAAGGUGUUUGAGGUGCACCUCUGCUUCCUACAGAUUAACCAAUCAGAGACGGCCCUCAAGCAGGUCUUCACCUCGCUGCGCACCUUCAUCUACAAGGUGAGGAGGCCAUUGGUUCUUAACAGUUCACAGUAGUGAAGAGUUUUUCUCUCUGUCUCUUAAAUGUGCCGAGGAUUUGAUCAUCACUGUGUGUCUGUUUCCAGUUCCCCUGUACCUUCUUCGAGGGCCGUGCUGACAUGUGUGCUUCGUUCUGUUACGAGAUCCUGAAGUGCUGCAACUCCAAGCUGAGCUCCAUCCGCAGCGACGCCGCUCACCUCCUCUACUUCCUCAUGAAGAGUAACUUUGACUACACAGGACGCAAGUCCUUCGUUCGCACUCACCUACAGGUGAGAGAGAGAGAGAGAGAGAGAGAGAGAGAGAGAGAGAGAGAGAGAGAGAGAGAGAGAGAGAGAGAGAGAGAUUGAGAGAGUGGCGGAACGUCUCUAUGGAACUCUCCUAAAGAGUGGUUUGUUUGAUGGUUAUGGGAGUAGUUUGUUAUUGACGUGUGCAACUUCUGCCCUCUCGCUCAGGUGGUGAUCGCCGUCAGUCAGCUGAUCGCUGACGUCAUCGGUAUCGGAGGAACCCGCUUCCAGCAGUCCCUGUCCAUCAUCAACAACUGUGCCAACAGUGAUAAGACCAUCAAGGUCAGAACCCGAUGGGAUGCUCUAUUCUCAUUGGACCACAUGAAUAAUCUGGUGUUUACUCUUCCUGCUUUAUUGUCCUGUACAGAACACAGCCUUCCCGUCAGAUGUGAAGGACCUGACCAAGCGGAUCCGGACGGUCCUGAUGGCCACGGCUCAGAUGAAGGAGCAUGAGAGGGACCCGGAGAUGCUGGUGGACCUGCAGUACAGCCUGGCAAAGUCCUACGCCAGCACGCCCGAGCUCCGCAAGACUUGGCUGGACAGCAUGGCCCGCAUCCAUGUGAAGAAUAGAGACCUGUCCGAGGUCGGUACCAGGCUAGGGGUCAGAGUGUGAAGAAUGGAGACCUGUCCAAGGUCUGUACCAGGCUAGGGGUCAGUGUGAAGAAUGGAGACCUGUCUGAGGUCUGUACCAGGCUAGGGGUCAGUGUGAAGAAUUGAGACCUGUCCGAGGUCGGUACCAGGCUAGGGGUCAGUGUGAAGAAUUGAGACCUGUCCGAGGUCGGUACCAGGCUAGGGGUCAGGGUGUGAAGAAUUGAGACCUGUCCGAGGUCUGUACCAGGCUAGGGGUCAGAGUGUGAAGAAUGGAGGCCUGUCCGAGGUCGGCACCUGGCUAGAAGUCAGAGUGUCAAGAAUGCAAGAAUAGAGACCUGUCCGAGGUCUGUUCCAGGCUAGGGGUCAGAGUGUGAAGAACGGAGGCCUGUCCGAGGUCGGUACCUGGCUAGAAGUCAGAGUGUGAAGAAUGGAGACCUGUCCGAGGUCGGUACCAGGCUAGGGGUCAGAGUGUGAAGAACGGAGGCCUGUCCGAGGUCGGUACCUGGCUAGAAGUCAGGCUAGGGGUCGGGCUAGGGGUCCGAGUGUGAAGAAUGGAGGCCUGUCCGAGGUCGGUACCUGGCUAGGGGUCAGAGUGUCAAGAAUGCAAGAAUAGAGACCUGUCCGAGGUCUGUUCCAGGCUAGGGGUCAGAGUGUGAAGAAUGGAGGCCUGUCCGAGGUCUGUACCAGGCUAGGGGUCAGAGUGUGAAGAAUGGAGGCCUGUCCGAGGUCGGUACCUGGCUAGAAGUCAGGCUAGGGGUCGGGCUAGGGGUCCGAGUGUGAAGAAUAGAGACCUGUCCGAGGUCGGUACCUGGCUAGAAGUCAGGCUAGGGGUCGGGCUAGGGGUCAGAGUGUGAAGAAUGGAGACCUGUCCGAGGUCGGUACCAGGCUAGGGGUCAGAGUGUGAAGAAUGGAGACCUGUCUGAGGUCUGUACCAGGCUAGGGGUCAGAGUGUGAAGAAUGGAGGCCUGUCCGAGAUCGGUACAUGGCUAGGGGUCAGGCUAGGGGUCCGAGUGUCAAGAAUGGAGAUCUGUCCGAGGUCUGUUCCAGGCUAGGAGUCAGAAUGUCAAGAAUGGAGACCUGCCCGUGGUUGGUACCAGGCUAGGGUUCAGGCUAGGGGUCAGAGUUUGAAGAAAGGAGACCUGUUCAAGGUCGUUUCCAGGCUAGGGGUGAGGCUAGGGGUCACAGUGUAUACGUUUAAGAGGAUGGGCCUAUGCCAGAGGGAUGGGUGUUAUUUUGAGGUGUGGAUUAUGGUAGAAUCUCUAUAUGCGAUAUGAAUAUGUAAUAUGAUGAAUUCAAGUCAUGUGGCUAGCUAGUAAAACAUACUGAUGUAUCUGUGAUGUUCUCUGUUGUUCACAGGCAGCCAUGUGUUAUGUGCACGUGGCGGCACUGGUGGCCGAGUAUCUCCGGAGAAAAGGUACGUUUUCAGUCAGCAGUAUGUUGCUCAUCAUUGCCACUUGAUUGUGCCAUUUUCUCUUUUUUUAAGACAGGAGAACUUCACAAGGGGUUAAUGAAUGGGUCAGCGCAAUGUGAUUUUAAUGAAAUGAUUGGUAGUUAUUAGUUAGUAGUCCAAUAUUGUACUGUGCAUAGUGUACAUAUUUCUAUGUAAUCUGUCAUUCUUGCUACAUUCUGAUAAGGUCAGGGGUCGUCUGGUAUCAAAGCCUCUCAGAGUAGGAGUGCUGAUCUAGGAUCAGGUCCUCCUUGUCCUGAUCUAGGAUCAGGUCCUCCUUGUCCUGAUCUAGGAUCAGGUCCUCCUUGUCCUGAUCUAGGAUCAGGUCCUCCUUGUCCACUCGAUAUCUUAUUCAGUGUGAUCUAAAAGGCAAAACUGAAUCAGUACUCUGUGACGCUUGAUACAGGCAGCCCCAGAUCUGUGAUUUGGUUAUGUAACGUAGUGUGAUCUGUGUUUCAGUGUUGUUUACUUCUUAACACCAGAGGGAUAAUCGGUUCUGUGAAAGCAGGUCCACUCAUUGCAAACUAUAUGAGAGCUCAAGUCUCUAACUUUGACCUUUCGCCUGUUUGUACACGACAGAAUGUUCCGAGUGAAAUCAUAUUUUCCCCUUAAUGUAGAACCUGUCUUAACAGGCCGCAGAAAUAAGAAAACGUCUGUCUGUUUGGUUUACUGAUGGUGUUCCCAUCUGCUUAACGGUCCGUAGGCAUGUUCAAGCAGGGUUGCUCAGCCUUCCGGGUGGUCACCCCCAACAUUGAUGAGGAAGUAUCCAUGAUGGAGGAUGUGGGCAUGCAGGAUGUCCACUUCAAUGAGGUGAGAGACUAACAGCCAGCUGCUCUCUGCUGCUAGGUCAACUAAUGAGUUCUGGUGCUUGUUUCAAUGUCCUUUUUGGGCGGGCAUUCACAACUCUUGUAUCCCUUUCACACUAAGACGUUUUUUCCGCCAACUUUAUCAUAACGGCAAAGUUUUUCUGCCUUUUCUUUAUGUCUGAAAGGUAUUGCCGGUAUCAAAGCCAAAACGUUAUGUUUCCGCCUAACGACCUAGUAAUAAUUUCGGUAAAGUUCUGGCUACUGCUUAGUAUGAAACGUAGCCAUAAGGCGGCAUACGCUCUAAAACUCUUAAACGCGCAAGAUGGCGGUCAGUACAGAUGCAUUUGUUUAGUAGCUGAAGGAAUUAUUGGAUUUCCUCACCCAAAUAUGACCAUUCGGUCAUUUCUAAGGUCAUAAAACCCCAUAUGAAUAUGGUUUAGUUUGUUUACCAAAGUAAUUGAUUACUUUCUGCAAAUUAUUCACCUCUAAAACGAUUAAGUUAGCGACAACACUAGAUAGCCAGAUCAGCUAGCUAGCUCAAAAACUAGCUUGUCUACAUGGAAACUUCCACGACCAGAACCCAAAAAAACAGAAAUGGAGAAAUUGUCACGCUCGUCAGGGAGAGACCAAUGCGCAGCGUUGCAGGUGAACAUAUUUAUUAAUGAAUGAUCACGACAACAGACGAUAACGUGAUGUCUACGGUUUAACAAAAACCAACUAGAAACAAGAAACCACAAACACAAAGUGAAAGACAGACAGUUAAAUAUGGCUCCCAAUCAGAGACAACCAGCUGACACUCGUUGCCUCUGAUUGGGAGUCACUCAGGCCAACAUAGAAAUACAAACAUAGAAUUACACACCCUGGCUCAACAUAACAGUGUCCCCAGAGCCAGGGCGUGACAGAAAUGAUCAGAUGGACAAUUAACAGCAAAUAGAUGGUAUGGUCUUGGGUACUCCUCUUCAGAAUGUAACUGUGGGGGGAAUACUGCUGUGGGUGAUGAAAAUUUGGUGUGGCACGGACAACAAUGCUGACAACCUGCGCCCAUCCAGUCCCCAGCUCAGGCUGUUACCUUACGACCCUGACACUCCAGUCAAGCCCCCGGGGAAAAAGAUGAGAGGGCAAGAGGGUAUGUCACUUCUUGAGAUGCAAAACAAUACUGUGAUGCUUUUGACAGCAAAAAUAGAUGAAAGUGCAGAUUGCUUGGAGUACAUGGUUAGGAGGAAUACCAUGAAAACUGAGGCCAUAAAAAAAUCUGUUGACUUUAUCUCUGGAGAAGUGAAAACCCUCAAAAGUGACAUGAAGAAGGUGGAAGUUAUCUGCCAGGUAAAUGAAAAGAAGGUGGCUGAACUCGAGCAAAAGGUGAAUGAGGCGGAGAGAUACCAGCGCAGGUGGAACCUGAGGCUCCAUGGAAUUCCAGAGCAGGCGGGAGCUGUGGAGCUGUCAUUCCCGAAUCAAAAGCCAAACCUCAGGAAAAUGUGGACAUUGUUCAUCGUUUGGGAAGACUCAAGGAUCAAGACAAGAGACAGAGGACAACCAUCAUCCGGUUCACCAACAGAUCUACCACAGGAUCUUCUCUGGAGGCGAGCAAAGAACUGUGAGUUCCUCAUCAAGCAAAGAUUGAGGUUCACGGAGGAUCUGACCUCUGCGGACAAAGUGACCCGGGAGAAACUGUGGCCGAUGGUGGCUGCAGCUCGAAAGGCAGGGAAAACAUUAUGUUUUGGUCGGUGGAAGAGUGAUCAUCGAUGGGAAGGAAAUGCAGCCAAAUCAGAACAUUUGAGAGAGAGCCAGAGUCUAACUCGGACAGAACUGGUAGGCCUAAACACUGCCUAAUUUCCAGGUGAAAAGCAGCCUUUUAUUGUAAAGAAUUUACACAAAUACUUGAAUGAGAAAAGGCUGAACUGAGAACUGGUAAACUAAACACUAACUAUGGGUGAAUAAGGUCUACACAAUGUGUCCCCCUUGUGGGAAUAAGAAUAAUUUGGUAACUUUAUGGACAGUAUUUCUUUGUUUUUUUCUGUUGGAGGGGUUAACAAUGGGAUGGAAAUCCUUUUGAGUUACAUAUCCUUAGGAAAAGCUAUAUUAGCAUAACAAGGUUGUUGGUUGAAGUUUGUCUUUAUCUCUUUGUUCAAUUAAUGUCAGGGGUAUUUGUAAUUUACUCAAACGUAAGGCUAUUUUCCUGUAUUAUGCAGACUUUUACUUUCUACAAGAGACUCAUGCUUGUUCUUCCGAUCUAGCUUUUUGGCAAAAUCUAUGGGGUAACGAUAUCUGGUUAUCAUAUGGCAACAACCAGGAUAUCUGGUUAUCAUAUGGCAGCAACCAGGAUAUCUAGUUAUCAUAUGGCAGCAACCAGGAUAUCUGGUUAUCAUAUGGCAACAACUAGGAUAUCUGGUUAUCAUAUGGCAGCAACCAGGAUAUCUGGUUAUCAUAUGGCAGCAACCAGGAUAUCUGAUUAUCAUAUGGCAACAACUAGGAUAUCUGGUUGUCAAUUGGCAGCAACCAGGAUAUCUGGUUAUCAUAUGGCAGCAACCACUCUGCAAGUGUAGCAGUUUUAAGUGGCGCAUUUAAAGGGAAGGUCAUCAGUUGUAAGACUCACCACUCUGGACGUUGGUUAAUUUUAACAGUGAAUUUGAACAGCGAAUGUUUUUUAUUAGGGAAUAUCUAUGCAUCCAACAACAAACAAAACCCACAGGAUAUUAUUUCAAGAAUUUGAAGACCUGAUUAAUAGAGUUAAAGGUGUAUUUCAGGAUAACAAAAUUAUCUUAGGUGGAGAUUUUAAUUUUGUGUGAUUGACAGAUAUCCCCCUCCUAACAGAUCCAGCAUUGUUAAUCCUGAGUUUAAUCAUCUAUGUCUUGGUCUUGGAUUAUUCGAUAUUUGGAGAUCUAAAUAUCCUGAUCAAAAGGACUUCACUUGGUGUAACAAGGACAUGCCCAGACAGUCAAGAAAUGACUUCUGGUUGAUUUCUAAUUCAUUAGAUAACACAGUAGUCAAGCUAUCCAUUGAACCAUUAAUUCUUACUGAUCAUAAAGUUAUAUUCUUAUCUUUAAAUAUGAAUGGCUCUGAAGUUAAUAAACCGAAUCUGAGUUAUUGGAAACUCAAUAGUAGAUUGUUGGAAGAUGAUCAUUUCAAGAUGGAUGCCAAAGAUAUUAUACAAGAAAAUUGGAGGAAAGCCCAGCUAUUUAAGUCAUGGGAAAUAUUGGGAAUGAAUGAAGUAUGAAAUAAGACAAACAGCCAUGAAGAGAGGUUAAAGAAAUUGCUGAAUUUAAAAGAUUGAGGGAAGAGAAACUUGUUAAGGAAAUACUUUCUCUAAUCUCUAUGGAGGACCUUGAUGAAGGAGGAAAUGGUCCGUUAUUUUUUUUACAACUAGAACUGGAAUGACUGUAUGAAGAGAGAGCAAAAUGGGAAUUUGUAAGAUCAAGAAGGAGAUGGUUGGAGGAAGGUGAAAAAAAAACAUUUAGAGAUAAAAAAAAAAAUCUGAAUUGACCUCUAUUCAUAAGCUUAAGAUAGAUGGCAAAGAAAAUGAAAAUCCCAAAGAUAUUUCAAAAUUUGUUUCAGAAUUCUAUGUUAAUCUUUACACCAGUAAUGCCUGUCCUGCUAGUGACAUGUCUGCCUUUCUAGACUCUGUCAAAGACUGUGCAAAAUUCAUAGAUGAAGACUUCCAAAUGUCUUGUGAUGAAUUUAUUUAUAUCAAUGAAAUAACAAAAAUUAUCAGCAGGUUAAAAGAGAACAAAUCUCCAGAGAAUGAUGGCCUUAUUAGUGAAUUCUAUCAAUAUUUUAUGUUUUUAAGGAGGCCAUUGAUUUAGGGGUCCUGCCUGUUUCUAUAACACAAGGCCUAAUUUCUGUAAUCCCCAAACCAAACAAAGAUCCUAUGAUGUUAGAAAAUUGGAGACCAAUCACAUUAACGAACAAUGAUGGAAAGCUACUUGCAUCCAUCUUUGCAGAAAUACUUAAAAAAGGUCUUGACCAAAUCAUUAAUGAUACCCAGCCUGGUUUUAUGAUGGGCAGACAGAUAUGUAAUAAUAUUCGACUAGUAUUGGACUUGAUAGACUACAAUGAACACAUUAUGGAAGAUAGCUUUAUUUUAUUUGUAGACUUUUACAAGGCUUUUGAUACAGUUGAACAAUAUUUCCACUUUACUAUAAUAGGAACAGCUCUGUUAAAUUAUCCCAUGGAACUUCAUAUCCCAUGGAACUUCACAGAGAUUCGAUAUUAGACGUGGAAUUAUACAAGGAUGCCCAAUUUCUCCUUUCUUAUUUGUAUUGUUCACACAAGUAAUGGCAGUUCAUAUCAAUAAGGAUAGUUUUAGGGGUAUUCAGAUACAAGAUAAAGAUAUCAAAUGUUCACAAUUGGCUGACGACACCACCAUUGUUUUUGAAAGAUCAUAAUGAAGUCAGCAAAGCUAUUGAGUGUGUUAAUGCCUUCUCACAUGUAUCUGGUUUAUCUCUGAAUAUUAGGAAAUGUGAAUUAUUUGCGUUGAAAAGACGUGUACUGGACGUGUACUUUUGUCAAAAUCUGAAGGUCUGUCCAGAUUAGUUUAUACCUCCCUUUCCUUGGAUGUUCCUCUAUCAGUAACUAAAAUGGUUGAUACUAAAUUAUUGAACUUCAUAUGAAGGAAUAAAUCUCAUUAUUUAAGAAAAGCAGUAAUAUGUAGCACCCAAAGUGAGGGAGGGUUGGUUGAAUGCUCUGGAUUUUAAAACCUCUAAUAUAAUCUUUAAGAUCAAAUGGAUACAAAACUAAGAAAUAAGGAUUGCAUUUGGAAUAUAAACCCGUAAUUUAAUAUUCCAGCAGAUUGGUGGUCUAGAAUUCUCACUCAAAUGCAACUUUGAUGUGGUUAAGAUCCCUAUUAAGCUUGCUAACUUUCAUAAACAAGUACUUCUAACUUGGAACCUCAUAUACAAACAUAAUUUUUCCCCCACAUAGAUAUACAAUCUGGAAUAAUAAAGACAUCAAAUACAAAAACAAGUCUUUGUUUUUCCAGAACUGGUUUGACAACAGCAUUAUCUGGGUUAAACAAUUAUUGAAUAAUGAUGGUUAACUAUAUGAUUAUCCAGAAUUCAUGAAAACACACAAUGUUACAUUCACUCCUGAGGAGUUUCAAAUAGUUGUUAAAGCUAAAAAUGCUAUUCUUUUUUUAGGAGAAUAUAACAGUACGCCAAGUGCAACUGAUGAGGAUUUUGUAGCCUCAAUACAGCUAGAAGGAAUUUACAUUUUAAAACUAUAAAUGCAAUAACAUGUACAGUCGUGGUCAAAAGUUUUGAGAAUGACACAAAUAUAAAUGUUCUCAAAAGUCUGCUGCCUCAGUUUUGAUGAUGGCAAUUUGCAUAUACUCCAGAAUGUCAUGAAGAGUGAUCAGAUGAAUUGCAAUUAAUUGCAAAGUCCCUCUUUGCCAUGAAAAUGAACUUAAUCCCAAAUAAACAUUUCCACUGCAUUUCAGCCCUGCCACAAAAGGACCAGCUGCCAUCAUGUCAGUGAUUCUCUCGUUAACACAGGUGAGAGUGUUGACGAGUACAAGGCUGGAGAUCACUCUGUCAUGCUGAUUGAGUUAGAAUAACAGACUAGAAGCUUUAAAAGGAGGGUGGUGCCUGAAAUCAUUGUUCUUCCUCUGUUAACUAUGGUUACCUGCAAGGAAACAUGUGCCGUCAUCAUUGCUUUGCACAAAAAGGGCUUCACAGGCAAGGAUAUUGCUGCUAGUAAGAUUGCACCUAAAUCAACCAUUUAUCGGAUCAUCAAGAACUUCAAGGAGAGAGGUUCAAUUGUUGUGAAGAAGGCGCCAGGGCGCCCAAGAAAGUCCAGCAAGCGCCAGGACCGUCUCCUAAAGUUGAUUCAGCUGCGGGACAGACUGAUAUUCUGCAAAAGGUACAGGGAUAGGACUGCUGAGGACUGGGGUAAAGUCAUUUUCUCUGAUGAAUCCCCUUUCCGAUUGUUUGAGGCAUCCGUAAAACACCUUGUCCAGAGAAGACAAGGUGAACGCUACCAUUAGUCCUGUGUCAUGCCAACAGUAAAGCAUCCUGAGACCAUUCAUGUGUGGGGUUGCUUCUCAGCCAAGGGAGUGGGCUCACUCACAAUUUUGCUUAAGAACACAGCCAUGAAUAAAGAAUGGUACCAACACAUCCUCCGAGAGCAACUUCUCCCAACCAUCCAAGAACAGUUUGGUGACGACCAAUGCCUUUUACAGCAUGAUGGAGCACCUUGCCAUAAGGCAAAAGUGAUUAUUAAGUGGCUCGGGGAACAAAACAUAGACAUUUUGGGUCCAUGGCCAGGAAACUGAUGGCUGAAAUGCAGUGGAAAUGUUUAUUUGGGAUUAAGUUCAUUUUCAUGGCAAAGAGGGACUUUGCAAUUAAUUGCAAUUCAUCUGAUCACUCUUCAUGACAUUCUGGAGUAUAUGCAAAUUGCCAUCAUCAAAACUGAGGCAGCAGACUUUGUGAGAAUUAGUAUUUGUGUCAUUCUCAAAUCGUUUGACCACGACUGUAUUUUGUGGUUGUGACCCAGAGACUCUUGACCAUUUAUUUUGGGACUGUUCUUAUGGCAGAAGAUUUUGGAGUGAGUAAUAAUAUUUUAUUUUAAAAUAAACUACUAUUAAUGUUAAUUUGAAAGACUCUGAUAUUAUGUUUUAUUUUGAUCCAAAUGAUAUGGACCCUGAUUUAACUUUCAUUGUUAAUUUGUUUAAUUUUCAUGGAAGAUUCUUUAUCCAUAAAAUAUUAUUUAAAAAUGUGUAAAAACAAAAAAGCAAUAUGUACCAUAAAACCUUUUGACAAAUUGAAAAUAUAUCUCGAUAUGUAAUACACCCGUCUGUGAGGUUUAUGUACUCUUGUUUGUAUAGUUCUGUUUUUGUAUUUGUUUUAUUGUUCAUAAUAAUAAUAAUAAAAUGAAGUAACGUUAGCCGGGUAACGCUAGCUACCCAGGUAAUGCAGUAACGUUAGCCGGGUAACGCUAGCUACCCAGGUAAUGCAGUAACGUUAGCCGGGUAACGCUAGCUACCCAGGUAAUGCAGUAAUGUUAGCCGGGUAACGCUAGCUACCCAGGUAAUGCAGUAACGUUAGCCGGGUAACGCUAGCUACCCAGGUAAUGCAGUAACGUUAGCCGGGUAACGCUAGCUACCCAGGUAAUGCAACCCAACUUUGUUCAGUUGUUGUUGAGUUUGUUCUAUUGGCAUCCAAACUUAAUGAUAAAUUAAACGUCUUCGCUUGAACAUUACUAUUUUUAUGUUCCUGUCGCACAAAUGCCUAAUUCCUUUCUCUGUGCUGCCAACACUGUAGCUCAACCCAGACUGUAAACACACCUGCUAUGUGCCUGAAUAUUAUUAGGGGGCGUGUACUUCCAGGUAUGAACAUAUAUAUAUAUAUAUAUAUAUAUAUAUAUAUAUAUAUAUUUAUACACUACCAGUCAAAAGUUUGGACACACCUACACAUUCAAGGGUUUUUCUUUAUUUUUACAAUUUUUUUACAUUGUAGAAUAAUGGUGAAGACAUCAAAACUAUGAAAUAACACAUAUGGAAUCAUGUAGUAAACAAAAAAAGUGUUAAACAAAUCAAAAUAUAUUUGAGAUUCGUCAAAUAGCCACCCUUUGCCUUGAUGACAGCUUUGCAAACUCUUGGCAAAUUAUUAGGUGAGGCACAUGGGCUACUAACAGCUUACUACACAACAAACACUUAGUAUUCUUAGUUACAGUAUACAUAUCUCCUAAUUACAUAAUUUAUGCAGAAGCAUACAAUACAUUUUUGGACUCACCUUGUUGUGCUGUGCUCACUUGAACAGGAAGGUGGCACGGCGGUCCUUCGUGGGCAAACUUUGUCAUCAAACUUUGUCAUCAAAGUCUGGCAUUCUUUGGAUUUAUGGUGCUUUCAAGACAACUGGGAACUCUGGAAAAAACAAGGUUGAAUCAUGAUGACGUCAGUGAUCUUCAGGUCGUAGCUCUAGAAAGAGUCCCGAGUUCCCGACUUACAAUUCCGAGUUGGAUGACCAUUCAAAACUAUUUUCCCAGUCGGAGUUAGUUUUUUCCCGAGUUCCCAGUUGUCUUGAACUCACUGAAGUCAGAUUUCCCAGUUCCGAGUUAACAGUUGUUUUGAGCGUGGCAGAAAUCCUUCUGGAUUGACAGCAUGGCCAAUGCUGAAUGUAUCAUUUUAAGCUUGGAAAAGAGACCGUUAAACCAAGACAUGGGACCACACCCCCACUCCACUGACUAACAGGCUAGUGAUUGCUUUGCAAUGCUUGCAGUUAGCCUUUGAUUCCUUCCAAACCACUCAUAGUUGAAUUUGCGAUUUCCAACUUGUUGUGUAAUGUUUAUGUCCAAUGGCCAAUGAGCACCGAUAAGUUUUAUCUAUAAUUUCUCUUAAUUUCUUCUCUUCAUAUGACAAGGAUUAAAAAGGAUUUGCCAGUAGAUUGUCGACUUGAUUCAUGAUCAUGACUGCUAGCUAAAGUAUGAUGUUGACAUGAUCAGUCCAAUCAAAGCUACUGUAGAUAUAACGUGAUUUGACGUCAUUUCAUCUGUGGCCAAUGACUUUCAGCCUUCUUGGAUGGGCACUUCUAAUGUAACUCUAUGGAAGCACCCAAGGGGCUUGAAUCUUCAAGCUCUACCCUUAGAUUUGGCGGUGACGUAGUGUCCCCAUGAGUGACAGAACACUGAGCCAAUCACGGCGCAACUAGGGAACAUUACCAAGCCCUACGCCCCGUAUUUUCCGCUCUGCUGCCCCACAACCACAGAAAGCACUGAGCUAGGCUGAAACACCUGCAUUUUGGAGCUGCCUUACUCAAGAAAGCAAAAAAGAGACCAUGUUUGUAUGCAGCUUUAUUAACUCAAUGAUUUUUUGAUUUUUUUUUAACGUUGUUUGCAAACUGAUAUGUGACACGUAUUAAUGCCAAAAUAACAUGGUAUGAAUGACGGGUCGCCACUGUAUUUCAUUAUAUUCUUACUAUAAAAUAUAUUUGUGUUGACUGUGAUCGGGUAGAUGUGUCUUGUCUGUUUAAUGAAGAAGAUAACGAACUAUUGAUUUCAUUAGGGUGGCGCUGCCAUGGCUGCACAGACCCCUAACAUACGCCUAAUUAAACUCGAAAUAUGGUAUUCUAUUAUUUUGAAAAUAAAUUGUAUUUGUCUUAUAAUGCUUCUUAGGACCAGCCUAAACAAGUAAAUUAUGGAUUUAUUUUUGAUGGCUUACAUUCUCAAUGGAUUUAUUAAAAACAGAUCCCCACCUACAUCUGCACACCACUAUUAGCACUCGUCCCCAGCACGGGACGUAUACAAGGCGUAUGCAUGCAAGAAUGUGGUAAAAAUGGGCCUGUUUGUAAAGGGGUCAUAUAAACAUUGCCCAAAUGAUUUUUACAGGCAAAAUACUGUAAAUCCUAUGGGAAAGCAAUACUAGCUUAUUUUAUGCUCAGUUUAUCUCCUUGGCUUUAUCUCCAGCACUCCUGCUGCUAAAUUGUGGAGUUUGCAAUCUCUUGGGAGAUAACCAGGCAUCUACCUUGUAGAGAUGUUAUCAGUGAAUCAGCUCUGCUCCACACUAUCCAACAACGUGGUAAAACAAAAAACGCUCACAGAACAAACAUGCAACCAAUUCGCGUCUAAUUCUAUGCUUGAAUUCAGUACAAAGAAAUGGCACAGCAUAGCGUCUCAGCUCAAACGCCUUUAAAGAGGCCGUGUGGAACAAGUUUGCUUUUAAAUCCCAUUUUCAUAUCCUGUUCACCAUAUCCUCAUUAUACACAAUGUCAGUGGAGUUCUACAACUCUUCAUGUGUCGUGUUGCAUCAAGGACAAUAGCUCUCUAGUAUUCAAAACUCAUCUAGUACUUUUUUCUUUGCACUAACCUUCAUAAAAGCUUUGAAAUGAAGCCCUCGUGUGUGCCGUCCAUAGUCAGAUCAUAUUAGUGCGGACACGGUAUGACAGCAGUGUUUUAUAGUGUUUUAUCUGUCCCUCCCUUCCUCCCAUACAGGAUGUCCUGAUGGAGCUGUUGGAGGAGUGUGCUGAUGGCCUGUGGAAGGCUGAGCGCUAUGAGCUCAUCUCAGACAUCUACAAGCUCGUCGUCCCCAUCUACGAACAGGGGAGGGACUUUGAGGUACAGCAGCAGACCUGCACACUCUGAUGUCAAUGUCUAUGUCAUGGGGCUUAACUCCCUCUGAUGUCACUGUCUAUGUCAUGGGGCUCAACUCCCUCUGAUGUCACUGUCUAUGUCAUGGGGCUCAACUCCCUCUGAUGUCACUGUCUAUGUCAUGGAGCUUAACUCCCUCUGAUGUCACUGUCUAUGUCAUGGGGCUCAACUCCCUCUGAUGUCACUGUCUAUGUCAUGGGGCUUAACUCCCUCUGAUGUCACUGUCUAUGUCAUGGGGCUCAACUCCCUCUGAUGUCACUGUCUAUGUCAUGGGGCUCAACUCCCUCUGAUGUCACUGUCUAUGUCAUGGGGCUCAACUCCCUCUGAUGUCACUGUCUAUGUCAUGGGGCUCAACUCCCUCUGAUGUCACUGUCUAUGUCAUGGGGCUCAACUCCCUCUGAUGUCACUGUCUAUGUCAUGGGGCCCAACUCCCUCUGAUGUCAAUGUCUAUGUCAUGGGGCUCAACUCCCUCUGAUGUCACUGUCUAUGUCAUGGGGCUCAACUCCCUCUGAUGUCACUGUCUAUGUCAUGGGGCCCAACUCCCUCUGAUGUCAAUGUCUAUGUCAUGGGGCUUAACUCCCUCUGAUGUCACUGUCUAUGUCAUGGGGCUCAACUCCCUCUGAUACUAACUGUAAGUCGCUCUGGAUAAGAGCGUCUGCUAAAUGACUAAAAUGUAAAUGUAAAUGUAACUGUCUAUGUCAUGGAGCCUAACUCCCUCUGAUGUAACUGUCUAUGUCAUGGGGCUUAACUCCCUCUGAUGUCACUGUCUAUGUCAUGGGGCUCAACUCCCUCUGAUGUCACUGUCUAUGUCAUGGGGCCCAACUCCCUCUGAUGUCAAUGUCUAUGUCAUGGGGCUUAACUCCCUCUGAUGUCACUGUCUAUGUCAUGGGGCUCAACUCCCUCUGAUGUCACUGUCUAUGUCAUGGGGCUUAACUCCCUCUGAUGUCACUGUCUAUGUCAUGGGGCUCAACUCCCUCUGAUGUCACUGUCUAUGUCAUGGGGCUUAACUCCCUCUGAUGUAACUGUCUAUGUCAUGGGGCUCAACUCCCUCUGAUGUCACUGUCUAUGUCAUGGGGCUCAACUCCCUCUGAUGUCACUGUCUAUGUCAUGGGGCUUAACUCCCUCUGAUGUCACUGUCUAUGUCAUGGGGCUUAACUCCCUCUGAUGUCACUGUCUAUGUCAUGGAGCCCAACUCCCUCUGAUGUCACUGUCUAUGUCAUGGGGCUCAACUCCCUCUGAUGUAACUGUCUAUGUCAUGGGGCUUAACUCCCUCUGAUGUAACUGUCUAUGUCAUGGAGCCUAACUCCCUCUGAUGUCACUGUCUAUGGCAUGGGGCUUAACUCCCUCUGAUGUAACUGUCUAUGUCAUGGAGCCUAACUCCCUCUGAUGUCACUGUCUAUGGCAUGGGGCUUAACUCCCUCUGAUGUCACUGUCUAUGUCAUGGAGCCCAACUCCCUCUGAUGUCACUGUCUAUGUCAUGGAGCCUAACUCCCUCUGAUGUCACUGUCUAUGUCAUGGAGCCUAACUCCCUCUGAUGUCACUGUCUAUGUCAUGGAGCCCAACUCCCUCUGAUGUCACUGUCUAUGUCAUGGAGCCUAACUCCCUCUGAUGUAACUGUCUAUGUCAUGGGGCUCAACUCCCUCUGAUGUCAAUGUCUAUGUCAUGGGGCUCAACUCCCUCUGAUGUCACUGUCUAUGUCAUGGGGCUCAACUCCCUCUGAUGUAACUGUCUAUGUCAUGGGGCUUAACUCCCUCUGAUGUCAAUGUCUAUGUCAUGGGGCUUAACUCCCUCUGAUGUCACUGUCUAUGUCAUGGGGCUCAACUCCCUCUGAUGUCACUGUCUAUGUCAUGGGGCUCAACUCCCUCUGAUGUCACUGUCUAUGUCAUGGGGCUCAACUCCCUCUGAUGUAACUGUCUAUGUCAUGGGGCCCAACUCCCUCUGAUGUAACUGUCUAUGUCAUGGGGCUUAACUCCCUCUGAUGUCACUGUCUAUGUCAUGGGGCUCAACUCCCUCUGAUGUAACUGUCUAUGUCAUGGAGCUCAACUCCCUCUGAUGUCACUGUCUAUGUCAUGGGGCUUAACUCCCUCUGAUGUCAAUGUCUAUGUCAUGGGGCUUAACUCCCUCUGAUGUCACUGUCUAUGUCAUGGGGCUCAACUCCCUCUUAUGUCACUGUCUAUGUCAUGGGGCUCAACUCCCUCUGAUGUCACUGUCUAUGUCAUGGGGCUCAACUCCCUCUGAUGUAACUGUCUAUGUCAUGGGGCCCAACUCCCUCUGAUGUAACUGUCUAUGUCAUGGGGCUUAACUCCCUCUGAUGUCACUGUCUAUGUCAUGGGGCUUAACUCCCUCUGAUGUAACUGUCUAUGUCAUGGGGCUCAACUCCCUCUGAUGUAACUGUCUAUGUCAUGGAGCUCAACUCCCUCUGAUGUCACUGUCUAUGUCAUGGAGCCCAACUCCCUCUGAUGUCACUGUCUAUGUCAUGGAGCCCAACUCCCUCUGAUGUCACUGUCUAUGUCAUGGAGCUCAACUCCCUCUGAUGUAACUGUCUAUGUCAUGGAGCCCAACUCCCUCUGAUGUCACUGUCUAUGUCAUGGAGCCCAACUCCCUCUGAUGUCACUGUCUAUGUCAUGGAGCCCAACUCCCUCUGAUGUAACUGUCUAUGUCAUGGGGCUUAACUCCCUCUGAUGUCACUGUCUAUGUCAUGGGGCUUAACUCCCUCUGAUGUAACUGUCUAUGUCAUGGGGCUCAACUCCCUCUGAUGUAACUGUCUAUGUCAUGGAUCUCAACUCCCUCUGAUGUCACUGUCUAUGUCAUGGAGCCCAACUCCCUCUGAUGUCACUGUCUAUGUCAUGGAGCCCAACUCCCUCUGAUGUCACUGUCUAUGUCAUGGAGCUCAACUCCCUCUGAUGUAACUGUCUAUGUCAUGGAGCCCAACUCCCUCUGAUGUCACUGUCUAUGUCAUGGAGCCCAACUCCCUCUGAUGUCACUGUCUAUGUCAUGGAGCCCAACUCCCUCUGAUGUCACUGUCUAUGUCAUGGAGCCCAACUCCCUCUAAUGUCACUGUCUAUAUGGAUAAAGACACAGAUUCUUAACAAUGUGUUUGUGUGUUUCUCAUUUCCAUAGAAACUGUCUCAGCUGUAUGACACACUCCAUCGUGCCUACAGCAAAGUGACCGAGGUCAUGCACACGGGCAAGAGGCUGCUGGGAACCUACUUCAGAGUGGCUUUCUUUGGCCAGGUGAGCUAAUGAUUGAAAUCUGACGGUAGGCUGUCGUACCACAAAAACAAUGCAAUGGAGAUCAAACAAGUUGUUUCCCUUUCCCACUAUACUAUUGCUUUGCUCUUUCCAGUACAUUAUACAGGUAUUUAGAUAUUGUACAAAUUAUAUUUUCACUGUAUUUUUUAAGAUUAAUCCAGGCACAAAUAGCAAAAUUAAUUUGGAACACGUCUCCCAAGUGCCCUAUAUCAAAACAGUGAACAUCUUGAUUUGAGCAUGGGAGCUGCUGGAAGUGUUUUAAUUGAUAAAAGCCUGACCACGUCACGUGGUGUUUUAUUACCCAUUCUAAUACUUAUUUUCUGCUUUUUAUCCUCUGUAAAGGCAGCGGUAAGUUCUGCAGUAGGCUCUGCUCGCUUUCCUGAGCAGCCUAAAUCUGUGUGGUGUGCAGCUGCUGUAAUCCAUGACAUGUUUCAGCCACCAGUGUGCAGCUGCUAUAAUCCAUGACAUGUUUCAGCCACCAGUGUGCAGCUGCUAUAAUCCAUGACAUGUUUCAGCCACCAGUGUGCAGCUGCUAUAAUCCAUGACAUGUUUCAGCCACUAGUGUGCAGCUGCUAUAAUCCAUGACAUGUUUCAGCCACUAGUGUGCUGCUUAAAGCUCUUAGCAGUUACAUUAACUCACCACUACCUUCCACCGACUUGUUUUAUUAAUUUUUUUGCAACAGCAAUGCAUGUUGCUGAUUCAAUGGAGUAAUCCACUGAAUUUGGCUUUCUUGCUUCCAUUUUUAGAUGUUAUUUUCACAUAAGUCUUCUUACACCUAGGUUCUUCGUCGUCUUUCAGUGUGUUAACUCUUUUUGUUUUCGCAGUAGUUGCUUUUGACAGUUUGCUUUGUUGGAGUGGAUAACCUUCCCAGAACCAUGUUCCUACUGACCCAGUGUUAUUUCUGUAUGUGGUGUUAUGGUGUGAAACUCUUAUCUGCUAUAGUUGUAGUCUGGGUAGUGUUGGAAUAACUAUGAUUUUUGUUUUCUGUUGCUCCAUCUACCACUCCGUAGCAGUACCAGUUUACUGACUCUGAGACUGAGGUAAAUGAAUGAGAAUAGUCAAUAACGUGAUAAAUGCACUGCAUCAGAGCUUAAGGCUUGCAAUGUGGCCCGGUUAGUACAGUCGGUGGGAUUACUGCUAUGUGUCUUAUCUUCGCUCCAUUACUUCCUCCUAGCUUAUUUUAUCCAUCUCAGCAGUCUCUACUACUGCCUGGCUCAGUGUUGCCCUGACAACAAGAGGCCAUAUUAGUCAAGGUUCAAUGGUAGGAUUCCAAUCUCUUACUGGGUAAAUGUAUCCAGUCACCUGUCUGCUGAUGGUCACCACCCCAUUCAUCUACAGUGUUAAGGGACUUGUUUUUUUUAUUAUUGAUAGAGUGAAAUUCAAUCCCCUGCAUUCAUCCUUUUUAUUUAUCCCAUAGCACUGAUCCUAGACCAGUUUUGUUGAUUGUUUCUGUGCUUUUGGGGAAUAAGUAUUUUGGGAAUAUUUAUUGCUCUUCGGUUCAGGAUUUGAAAUUGUGUCUCCCUUCAUGCACAGACAAGUUUGUCAACACGCCAUAGUGCCUUAGCUGCUCACUGACGUGUUGUUGUGCUCAUUGUUUUAGCUCUUCAUACUGCCUUUUGAUGUCAUUGUUACAUGAAUACCUUCACAUUUGGGUUUUCAUGUUGUUUUCCUAUACUCUAGCACUGUAUGUACUGUAACCAUAGUGUGUAUUGUUGGCUCCCCCCUAGGGAUUUUUUGAGGAUGAAGAUGGUAAGGAGUACAUCUACAAAGAACCCAAAUUCACCCCACUGUCAGAGAUAUCUCAGAGGCUACUCAAGCUCUACUCUGACAAGUUUGGCCCGGAGAAUGUCAAGAUGAUUCAGGACUCUGGGAGGGUAAAAGUCCAACUUUACUCUUAGUAUUUUACCAUUUAUUUGGGGUUUCCAUGGUUCUGAUUGGUCAUUCAAAGUUAUGCGUCCCAUCCAGAUCAACCCUAAAGAUCUGGACUCUAAGUACGCCUACAUCCAGGUGACCCACGUCACCCCGUUCCUGGAAGAGAAGGAGCUGGUGGACAGGAAGACAGACUUUGAGAAGAGCCACAACAUCCGGCGCUUUGUCUUCGAGAUGCCCUUCACCGUGUCGGGGAAGAAGCAGGGAGGCGUGGAGGAGCAGUACAAACGCAGGACCAUCCUCACCAGUAGGUUCUACAGUACUUCAUGUGAAUAACAGGGUCAAUGUGUUCAUAGUAGAGACCCUUAGCUAGACUUCUCCUUCUGAUUUGAUGUUCAUGGAUGUAUAGAAGGUCUGACAAAAUCUGUGAAUAUAAGAAAUAAGAUAUGAUUUCCCCUUAAGAGACACAGAUUGGGACACACCUCUAGAUGACUCAUCUCACUGAAAACAAUGAGACACAAAUAUCAGACAGGUUCCUUAUCACUCAAACUAGCAUGACCCGUGCACACUGCUUAGAACACUUCCUACGAGUAGCUGGAAAAGGGGGAUGUGUCUACAGAUAUGUAUAGUCCAUGGAGCAGACAACCGUAUUAAUACCCGUCAGUCAACACAGAUCCACUCACAUGGGAAUACUGAUGUUAAACAUGUCAUGGUAUCUACAGUAUUUACUCAGACAAGCACCUCAUUCCCAUGGGAAUACCUUUGCUAGUGCCCGACAUACCUGUAUCUUUCUAGCUGUCAUAUUAGGAAGGGUCCUGUGUAAUUAUGGAAAGAUUUGAUUAGGUUCUGAGUAUGUCUGCUCUUUUGUUUAGAAUCUUUCUUCUUCAUCCUAAUUGGUUGUGUUUUAUUGUUUUACAGUGUGAAAUAUCCCAUAGUACAACCUUUAUCUUCAUUAACUGAUAAGGAUGCCUUACCUCAAAGGUCUUUAGUGAGUGAAUGAGUCUCACACUAUAAAACUGCUUGGAACGCACAUCUGUCUGAACACCUAAGAAACGCACGUGUGGGUGAGGAGUUGUUGUGGGCCAAAUAGGGUGACGUAAGAGAAACCACGUUAUGUAUCCAUUCUCAAUCUCUAUCUCUCUCUCUCUCUCUCAAUCUCUCUAUCUCUCUCUCUCUCUCUCUCUCUCUCUCAAUCUCUCUAUCUCUCUCUCUCUCUCUCUCUCUCUCUCUCUCUCGCUCUCUCUCUCUCUCUCUCUCUCUCUCUCUCUCUCUCUCUCUCUCUCUCUCUCUCUCUCUAUCUCUCUCUCUCAUAGCAACCCACUGUUUCCCCUAUGUGAAGAAGCGUAUUGCGGUGAUGUACCAGCACCACACAGACCUGAACCCCAUAGAGGUGGCUAUAGACGAGAUGAGCAAGAGGUUGACUGAGCUGAGACAGCUGGUUUCCACCAGCGAGGUUGACAUGAUCCGCCUGCAGCUCAAGCUACAGGGAAGCAUCAGUGUCCAGGUGCAGGCCUCUGUCCUCACAAAGCACAUCCUCUGUCCUCACAAAGCACAUCCUCUGUCCUCACAAAGCACAUCCUCUGUCCUCACAAACCACAUCCUCUGUCCUCACAAACCACAUCCUCUGUCCUCACAAACCACAUCCUCUGUCCUCACAAACCACAUCCUCUGUCCUCACAAACCACAUCCUCUGUCCUCACAAACCACAUCCUCUGUCCUCACAAACCACAUCCUCUGUCCUCACAAACCACAUCCUCUGUCCUCACAAACCACAUCCUCUGUCCUCACAAACCACAUCCUCUGUCCUCACAAACCACAUCCUCUGUCCUCACAAACCACAGCCUCUGUCCUCACAAACCACAUCCUCUGUCCUCACAAACCACAUCCUCUGUCCUCACAAACCACAUCCUCUGUCCUCACAAACCACAUCCUCUGUCCUCACAAACCACAUCCUCUGUCCUCACAAACAACAUCCUCUGUCCUCACAAACCACAUCCUCUGUCCUCAUAAACCACAUCCUCUGUCCUCACAAACCACAUCCUCUGUCCUCACAAACCACAUCCUCUGUCCUCACAAACCACAUCCUCUGUCCUCAUAAAGCACAUAUUCUGUCCUCACAAACCACAGACACACACACACUUCCUCAUUUUACCCAUUCACCUAUUUUAUUCGAUAGAUGUUCUAUAUGGUAAAGACAUCCCUCAACUUGUUCUAUAUGGUAAAGACAUCCCUCAACUUCCGAACCUCAACAUUUUCCUUUCAUCUUUAGGUAAAUGCUGGUCCCCUUGCAUAUGCCCGAGCUUUCCUGGAUGAUGCCAGCACCAAUAAGUACCCUGACAACGAGGUCAAACAACUUAAAGAGGUCUUCAGGUGAGUUAUACACAUAGUUAAAUAGGAUAGGCCUUGACUAGAAUAUACAUAUGAAGUGGGUAAAACAGUAUGUAAACAUUAUUAAAGUGACCAGUGUUCAAUGACUAAAAUACAGUAUAUACAUAUGAAGUGGGUAAAACAGUAUCUAAACAUUAUUAAAGUCACCAGUGUUCCAUUAUUAAAGUCACCAGUGUUCCAUUAUUAAAGUCACCAGUGUUCCAUGUCUAUGUAUGUAGGGCUGCAGUCUCUAAGCUGCAGGGUUGAGUAACCUGGUGGUAGCCAUCUAGUGACCGUGACUAAAGUUCAGGGCAGGCUACUGGGCAGGGGCCGGCUAGUGGUGACUAUUUAACAGUCUGAUGGCCUUGAGACAGAAGCUGUUUCUCAGUCUCUCGGCCCAAGCUUUGAUGCACCUGUACUGACCCUGCCUUCUGGAUGGUAGUGGAGGUGAACAGGCCGUGGCUCGGGUGGCUGAUUAUGUAUGACACUGGCCUUUUGCGGAGCAGGCAGUUUGUGGAGGCGUGUGGCCAUGGCCUGGUCAUCAACGAGCGGCUGAUCAAAGAGGACCAGCAGGAGUACCAUGACGAGAUGAAGGCCAGCUACAGAGACCUGGCCAGAGAGCUGUCCGCCAUCAUGCACGAACCAGUAAGCAUGAGCUACCUGCUAGCGUAACAAACAUUGGGAUCCAUCAUCAUUGUUUGUACAUCAGCGAUUUUCGAUAAUUUGUACAUUUUAGAAGAAUCUGUUGUGUUUUCUUUAUUGCAAUACUGGUAAAAACAGUUUAAUUGGAGUAUUAUUAUGAAAUUAACAGUUAUUAUUAGUAAGGCAUUGGGAUUUCAUAGUACAUUUAUAAUAUUUCAUGCUAUUGUGAUAUUUGAUAACCCCCUUUUCCUUCUGUUUUUCCUUUGUGCUGACAUGAGCAGAUUGGAUGGUAAAACAUAUUUGGCAUGGGCUUCAUUACGUGUGAUUCAUCCUUACUAAGUUGUCUGAAAUAAUCAGUAGUUCCUUUAGCAUAAUCUUGAACACCCUCCGUUGCUCCUUUCCAGAUCAAUCCAGUGGAGGAUGGCAUGAAGAGCGUUCUUCCAGACUCACUGCACAUCUUCAACGUCAUCAGUGGUACCCCCAGCGGUGCCACCGUCGUGGGCAUGCCCAACUCCUCCUCUGUGGUGUGAGACCCACCGGGGAUUGGCUGACUCCUGACCUCAACGCUCUGCACGCAGGUGCCAACCAGUGUACCAGCGCUGCCUUGAGUGCCCAUUCCUGCUUCUCUGUUCUCCUUAUCAUCAAGUUUGCUUCGGCUAAACUGAGACAAUAUUGAUGUUCUGUUAAUUUUCUCUCACACCUUCUCUGGCUUGUCCAAUGGGCCAGGACAAAGGACUGUUGUUUUCUUCUACACUGUUGUAUAGAGUACAGUCACUCUGUGGAGGAUGGGACCAGGGACAUUCAUCCAUGAGGAUGGAUCAACUAAAAGAAUACCACAUGAACAGAGAGGAAGGGGGAGGGGGAGGUGAUGUGAGGCAUGGUGGGGUUAUUUAUCUGAAGAACAGACAUAUGCAGAUGAGUGGGGGACUGGUGUAGCCUCCAUCCUGACUGGGGUUCCUGUCUGUGGAGUGUUGGGGUUCCAUGAUGUAUAAUAUGACAUCACUGGUAGUGUUUCCUGUGGAGACGUCCCCGUAGGGAUCCUUAAAGCGACAGAAAUGUGCAUGUGAUGUCACUAGCCUUCAUCAGCCUUCUGUCGUCUCAUUUGUAUCUCUGUUUGUUUUCAUCAUUUGUCUUCUGCUCUGAACUCUUCAAGUGAUUUUGUAUGUAUUGAUGUCUUGAGGAACAUUAUAAACUGGGUGAUUUGAGCCCUGAAUGCUGAUUGGCUGAAAGACGUGGUAUAUCAGACCGUUUACCACGUGUAUGACAAAAAAUAUAUUUUUACUUUUUUAAUUACGUUAGUAACCAGUUUAUAAUAGCAAUAAGGCACCUCAGGGGUUUGUGGUAUAUGGCCAAUAUACCACGGCUAAUUUAACAUUUAACAUUUUAGUCAUUUUAGCAGACGCUCUUAUCCAGAGCGACUUACAGGAGCAAUUAGGGUUAAGUGCCUUGCUAAUGGCUGUAUCCAGGCACUCCACGUUGCGUCGUACAUAAGAACAGCCCUUAGCCGGAGUAUAUUGGCCAUAUACCACACCCCCUGGUGCCUUAUUGCUUAAAUAUAUGCUUCAUACAUUGGCAUUCAUCUCUCUGUACAUGAAGACUUCUUAUAUUUCUACAAAGCUGCAACUUAUUGGAAAAAGAGCCUCCUAUAAAAACAUUAGCGUUCAACCUUAAUGUCUUAGAAUGGGAUUUUUUUAAAUAUUUAAAGCCAUUGCAUAUAAGUAUAUUCCAAGCUGUUUAUUCAUGUAUAUAAAAAAGGAGUGCAAUAUUUGUAUUUUGCAAGGUACAGUGUCUUGCUGUGUUGGGUUCAAUAAUACACUGUAAAGAUGAUGUUCAUCCUUCUUGUCAAAGCAAUGAGGUGUAUAUCCAGAGACUAGGCCUACUGUGGAAGUUAUAUGAAGCUUUGACCAUUUUAGUGUUUAUUCAAAUGUUAAAGAAAUCGUUUUAUAUUUGGGAAGCAAUGGGUUUUUAAUUUUUAUUUAACAGAAAGUCACUUUUCUGCUGUAAACAGAAAUGUUCUCUAAUGCUUUUCUUUUCAAUAAAAUUCACUCAUUCCUCUUCACUUUACUUGGGAUUUCCUUAUAAACUUUGUUUGUUUAUUGUCCAAUAAUUGUACAAGCGCUAUAGAUAUGGAAUGUUUGGUUCUAAACCAUAUUGAUGGGAGUAGAGAAGCUUGUUGACUGUUUGGUUCUAAACCAUAUUGAUGAGAGUAGAGAAGCUUGUUGACUGUUUGGUUCUAAACCAUAUUGAUGGGAGUAGAGAAGCUUGUUGACUGUUUGGUUCUAAACCAUACUGAUGGGAGUAGAGAAGCUUGUUGACUGUUUGGUUCUAAACCAUAUUGAUGAGAGUAGAGAAGCUUGUUGACUGUUUGGUUCUAAACCAUAUUUAUGAGAGUAGAGAACUUGUUUUACUGUUUUUGGGUUUAAAACCCUAUUGAUGAGAGUAAGAACGUUGACUGUUUUUGGGUUUUAAAACCCUAUUGAUGAAGGAGGGGGAAGCUUUUUGACUGUUUUGGGUUUUAAACCAUAUUGAUGGGGGUAAGAAGCUUUUUGAUGUUUGGUUUUUAAACCUAUUGAUGGGAGUAGAGAACUUGUUGACGUUUGGUUCUAAACCCAAUUUAUAGAGUAGAGAAGCUUGUUACUGUUUUUGGGUUCUAAAAACCCUAUUUUGAGAGUAGGAAGCUGUUUAUGUUUGGUUCUAAACCCUAUUGAUGGGGGAGGGAAGCUUGUUGAUUUUGGGUUUUAAAACCCUUGAUGAGGUUUUAAAAACUUGUUUUAGUUUGUUCUAAAAACCCUAUGAUGGGGAGAGAAAACUUGUUGAUGUUUUGGUUCUAAAAACCCAUAUGAGGGAGAGAGAAGUUGUUGACUGUUUGGUUCAAAAACCAUAUUGAUGAGAGUAAGAAGCUUGUUGACUGUUUGGUUCUAAACCAUAUUGAUGGGAGUAGAGAAGUUUUGGUUCUAAACCAUUGAGUAGAGAGCUUGUUGCUGUUUGGUUCUAAACCAUCAUUGCUGAGAGUAGAGAAGCUUGUUGAACUGUUUGGUUCUUAACCCAUACUUGAUGGAGAUAGAGAAGCUUGUUGACUGUUUGGUUCUAAACCAUAUUGGAUUGGGAGUAAGAGAGAGCGUUGUUGACUGUUUUGGUUCUAAAAACCAUACUGAUGGGAGUUAGAGAAGCUUGUUGGACUGUUUGGUUCUAAACCAUAUAGGGGAUGAGUAGUAGAGAAGCCUGUUUGACUGUUUGGUUCUAAACCGAUAAUUGAUGGGAGUAGAGAGCUUGUUGACUGUGUUGGUUCUAAACCAUAUUGAUGAGGAGUAGUAGAGAAGCUUGUUGACUGUUUUGGUUCUAAACCAUAUUGAUGAGAGUUAGAGAAGCUUGUUGGACUGUUUGGUUCUAAAACCAUAUUGAUGAGAGUCGAGAAUGCUUGUUGACUGUUUUGGUUCUAAACCCAUACGAUGAGAGUUAGAGAAGCUUUUUGACUUUUUGGGUUUCUAAACCAAAUUUUUGAUGGGGAGAAAAGCUGUGAUUUUUGGUUUCAAAAACCAUAGAGGGAGUAGAGAAGUGUUGACUUUUUGGUUUUAAAACCCCAUAGAUGAGAGUAGAGAAGUUGUUGAGGUUUGGUUCUAAACCAUUGAGGAGUAGAGAAGCUUUUUGAGUUUGGUUCAAAACCAUAUUGAUGAGAGUAGAGAAGUUUUUUUGACUUUUUGGUUCAAAACCCCAUAUGAUUGGAGUAGGAAUUUUGUGACUUUUUGGGUUCUAAACCAUAUUGAGGGGAGAAGAAGCUUUUUGACUGUUUGAUUCAAACCCAUAUGAGGGAGUAGAAAAGGGGGAUUUUUUGGUUCAAAACCAAUUGUGAAGUAGAGAAGUUUGUUGACUUUUUUUUUUUUAAAAACCAUUUGAGGGAGUAGAGAAGCUUUUUUGACUUUUUGGUUUUAAACCAUACUGAUGGGAGAAAAAGGCUGUUGAUGUUUGGUUCUAAACCAUAUUGAUGAGAGUAGAGAAGCUUGUUGACUGUUUGGUUCUAAACCAUAUUGAUGAGAGUAGAGAAGCUUGUUUGACUGUUUGGUUCUAAACAUAUUGAUGGGAGUAGUAGAGAAGCUUGUUGACUGUUUGGUUCUAAAACCAUAUUGAUGAGAGUAGAGAAGCUGUUGACUGUUGGUUCUAAACCAUAUUGAUGGGAGUAGAGAAGCUUGUUUGACUGUUUGGUUCUAAAACCAUACUGAUGGGAGUAGAGAAGCUUGUUGACUGUUUGGUUCUAAACCAUAUUGAUGAGAGUAGAGAAGCUUGUUGAAUGUUUGGUUCUAAACCAUAUUGAUGAGAGUAGAGAAGCUUGUUGACUGUUUGGUUCUAAACCAUAUUGAUGAGAGUAGAGGAAAGCUUGUUGGACUGUUUGGUUCUAAACCAUAUUGAUGAGAGUUAGAGAAGCUUGUUGACUGUUUGGUUCUAAACCAUAUUGAUGGGAGUAGAGAAGCGUGUUGACUGUUUGGUUCUAAACCAUACUGAUGGGAGUAGAGAAGCUUGUUGACUGUUUGGUUCUAAACCAUAUUGAUGAGAGUAGAGAAGCUUGUUGACUGUUUGGUUCUAAACCAUACUGAUGGGAGUAGAGAAGCGUGGUUGACUGUUUGGUUCUAAACCAAUAUUGAUGAGAGUAGAUAAGCUUGUUUGACUGUUUGGUUUCUAAACCAUAUGAUUGGAGUAGAGAAGCUUGUUGACUGUUUGGUUCUAAACCAUAUUGAUGGGAGUAGAGAAGCUUGUUGACUGUUUGGUUCUAAACCAUAUUGAUGGGAGUAGAGAAGCUUGUUGACUGUUUGGUUCUAAACCAUAUGAUGGAGUAGAGAAGCUUGUUGACUGUUUGGUUCUAAACCAUAUUGAUGGGAGUAGAGAAGCUUGUUGACUGUUUGGUUCUAAACCAUAUUGAUGGGAGUAGAGAAGCUUGUUGACUGUUUGGUUCUAAACCAUAUUGAUGAGAGUAGAGAAGCUUGUUGACUUUUUGGUUCUAACCAUAUUGAUGAGAGUAGAGAAGCUUGUUGACUGUUUGGUUCUAAACCAUAUUGAUGAGGAGUAGAGAGCUUGUUGACUGUUGGUUUCAAACCUAUUGUGAGAGAGAGAAGCUUGUUGAUUUUUGGUUCAAACCAUUUUGGGGGAGUAGAGAAGCUUGUUGACUGUUUGGUUUUAAAACCAUAUGAUGGGAGUGGAGAAGUUUGUUGACUGUUUGGUUUCCCCCUAUUGUGAGAGUGAAAAAGCUUUUUGAGUUGGUUCUAAAAAAAUUUUGAGAGAGUAGAGAAGUUUUGGACUGUUGGUUCUAAACCAUAUUGAUGAGAGUAGAGAAGCUUUUGACUUUUUGGGUUUUAAACCAUAUUGAGAGAGUAGAAAAGCUGGUGACUGUUUUUGGUUCUAAACCAAUUGGGGGGAGUAGAGAAAGCGUGUUGACGUUUGGUUCAAAACCCAUUGAUGGGAGUAGAGAAGUUGUGAUGUUUGGUUCUAAACCUUUUGAUGGAGUAGGAAGUUGGUUUUUUUUGGGUUUAAAAACCAUAUGGGGGGGUAGGAAGUUUGUUGACGUUUGGUUUCAAAACCCAUAUGAUGAGAGUAGGAAGCUUUGACUGUUGGUUUCAAAACCCAUAUGAUGGAGUAGAGAAGUUUGGGUUUGAUUUUGGGGUUCUAACCUUUUGGGGAUGGGAGUAGAAAAAGCUUGUUGACUGUUGAUUCUAAACCAUAUUGAUGGGAGUAGAGAAGGUUGUUGACUGUUGGUUUAAACCAUAUUGAGGAGUAGAGAAGUUGUUGGAUGUUGGUUCUAAACCAUUUGAUGGGAGUAGAGAAGCUUGUUGACUGUUUGGUUCUAAACCAUACUGAUGGGAGUAGAGAAGCUUGUUGACUGUUUGGUUCUAAACCAUAUUGAUGAGAGUAGAGAAGCUUGUUGACUGUUUGGUUCUAAACCAUAUUGAUGAGAGUAGAGAAGCUUUUUGAUGUUUGGUUCUAAACCAUAUUGAUGAGAGUAGGAAAAGCUUGUUGACUGUUUGGUUCUAAACCAUAUUGAUGAGAGUAGAGAAGCUUGUUGACUGUUGGUUCUAAACCAUAUUGAUGGGAGUAGAGAAGCGGUGUUGACUGUUUGGUUCUAAACCAUACUGAUGGGAGUAGAGAAGCUUGUUUGACUGUUUGGUUCUAAACCAUAUUGAUGAGAGUAGAGAAGCUUGUUGACUGUUUGGUUCUAAACCAUACUGAUGGGAGUAGAGAAGCUUGUUGACUGUUUGGUUCUAAACCAUAUUGAUGAGAGUAGAGAAGCUUGUUGACUGUUUGGUUCUAAACCAUACUGAUGGGAGUAGAGAAGCUUGUUGACUGUUUGGUUCUAAACCAUAUUGAUGGGAGUAGAGAAGCUUGUUGACUGUUUGAUUCUAAACCAUAUUGAUGGGAGUAGAGAAGCUUGUUGACUGUUUGGUUCUAAACCAUAUUGAUGGUAGUAGAGAAGCUUGUUGACUGUUUGGUUCUAAACCAUACUGAUGGGAGUAGAGAAGCUUGUUGACUGUUUGGUUCUAAACCAUAUUGAUGGGAGUAGAGAAGCUUGUUGACUGUCUGGUUCUAAACCAUAUUGAUGUGAGUAGAGAAGCUUGUUGACUGUUUAGUUCUAAACCAUAUUGAUGGGAGUAGAGAAGCUUGUUGGCUGUUUGGUUCUAAACCAUACUGAUGGGAGUAGAGAAGCUUGUUGACUGUUUGGUUCUAAACCAUACUGAUGAGAGUAGAGAAGCUUGUUGACUGUUUGGUUCUAAACAAUAUUGAUGGGAGUAGAGAAGCUUGUUGACUGUUUGGUUCUAAACCAUAUUGAUGGGAGUAGAGAAGCUUGUUGACUGUUUGGUUCUAAACCAUAUUGAUGAGAGUAGAGUAGCUUGUUGACUGUUUGGUUCUAAACCACAUUGAUGAGAGUAGAGAAGCUUGUUGACUGUUUGGUUCUAAACCAUACUGGUGGGAGUAGAGAAGCUUGUUGACUGUUUGGUUCUAAACCAUAUUGAUGAGAGUAGAGAAGCUUGUUGACUGUUUAGCUCUAAACCAUAUUGAUGAGAGUAGAGAAGCUUGUUGACUGUUUGGUUCUAAACCAUAUUGAUGAGAGUAGAGAAGCUUGUUGACUGUUUGGUUCUAAACCAUAUUGAUGAGAGUAGAGAAGCUUGUUGACUGUUUAGCUCUAAACCAUAUUGAUGGGAGUAGAGAAGCUUGUUGACUGUUUGGUUCUAAACCAUACUGAUGGGAGUAGAGAAGCUUGUUGACUGUUUGGUUCUAAACAAUAUUGAUGGGAGUAGAGAAGCUUGUUGACUGUCUGGUUCUAAACCAUAUUGAUGAGAGUAGAGAAGCUUAUUGACUGUUUGGUUCUAAACCAUAUUGAUGAGAGUAGAGAAGCUUGUUGACUGUUUAGCUCUAAACCAUAUUGAUGGGAGUAGAGAAGCUUGUUGACUGUUUAGUUCUAAACCAUAUUGAUGGGAGUAGAGAAGCUUGUUGGCUGUUUGGUUCUAAACCAUACUGAUGGGAGUAGAGAAGCUUGUUGACUGUUUGGUUCUAAACCAUACUGAUGAGAGUAGAGAAGCUUGUUGACUGUUUGGUUCUAAACAAUAUUGAUGGGAGUAGAGAAGCUUGUUGACUGUUUGGUUCUAAACCAUAUUGAUGGGAGUAGAGAAGCUUGUUGACUGUUUGGUUCUAAACCAUAUUGAUGGGAGUAGAGAAGCUUGUUGACUGUUUGGUUCUAAACCAUAUUGAUGAGAGUAGAGUAGCUUGUGGACUGUUUGGUUCUAAACCACAUUGAUGAGAGUAGAGAAGCUUGUUGACUGUUUGGUUCUAAACCAUACUGGUGGGAGUAGAGAAGCUUGAUGACUGUUUGGUUCUAAACCAUAUUGAUGAGAGUAGAGAAGCUUGUUGACUGUUUAGCUCUAAACCAUAUUGAUGAGAGUAGAGAAGCUUGUUGACUGUUUGGUUCUAAACCAUAUUGAUGAGAGUAGAGAAGCUUGUUGACUGUUUGGUUCUAAACCAUAUUGAUGAGAGUAGAGAAGCUUGUUGACUGUUUAGCUCUAAACCAUAUUGAUGGGAGUAGAGAAGCUUGUUGACUGUUUGGUUCUAAACCAUACUGAUGGGAGUAGAGAAGCUUGUUGACUGUUUGGUUCUAAACCAUAUUGAUGAGAGUAGAGAAGCUUGUUGACUGUUUGGUUCUAAACCAUAUUGAUGGGAGUAGAGAAGCUUGUUGACUGUUUGGUUCUAAACCACCUUGAUGAGAGUAGAGAAGCUUGUUGACUGUUUAGUUCUAAACCAUAUUGGUGUGAGUAGAGAUGCUUGUUGACUGUUUGGUUCUAAACCUAAUCUUAUUUUACCUGCAGGACGUGGAACCAGCACAGAAGACUUCCUUUAUGGCCCGCACCUCUUUCAAUCAUGAAGGCCCUAAAUGGAACAAUAGUAUAGAAGAGGUAUAA